ACUCAGUCUGUCUGUCUGAACGUUGCGGGGGCUCUCCAACCGACACUCUAACUCUGAAAACAUAAUCACACGCAAAGGCCGAUUGCGUGGAUAUCAUGCAGUCACAUGAGACCACAUUAAUUCUUGCUGAUAAACGCGCGAACCAUCUCUCCCCUUCCUCUUUUUGGUGCUUUUGGUUGUGUGUGUAAUCGAGGGGGGAGACACCGCAAUUCAGAGACGGGGAAAACAGGAAUGUUUCUUCCGGUUCCAAAGAGUGAAAAAACGGAACGGAAGCCGAAGUGGUAAGUUUACAUUUCUGUCAUCCUCUUCUUUGUGACCAAAAACUUCAUUUGUGUCGCUUUCUUCUGUCUUUUUUUAACAACUCGUGCUUUAGGCGUCUCAACACUUACAGGAGCCAGCUUUUUAAAUCGAUGCGUCGUUAUCAAAUCGCCUAAUCAAUAAUCUAUUGGUUCGGCAGCGGACGGAGUCACCUGCCAUAUGUCACCUAACAAACAUAAUAACCCUACGCCAAAUGUAAUGGCACUAUUUCUUGUAGAAAGAAAUCUUACAGAUAAUGUCUUUCGUACUUUGUAAAGGCUUUUACGGCAGUUUAAAGGAUGUUUAAUCGAAAAUAAUGAGGAAAAAGGUCAAAUUUGUGUGGUAUCUCCAUUAUAACUGCCAGCUAACAGCGAGCUACGAAACUAACUUCUGCCGUAUUAACGGUUAACGUUAGGAUAUCGAAACGCCCCCCACCCGCUCCCCCCAAAAAUGUCACUGACGUUACACCAGUAGGUUACACCGUGACUUGAAUAUAUACAUACAUACUUUAGCUGAUUAUUUACAGUAUUAUCCUGCUCUGUGGCUGAGCUAUAUCGGAUAUCCAAUACCCGAUAAACGAGCUGCACUCGUGUUUGCUAUGAAAUAAGUGUGGGUCAAAAUCUGCUUGUUAGCAUGGACUGCAUAUAGUGUUGCCCUGUACAUAUUCCCACCCAGCCUAUCCAUGUUAAUGUUUUUUUUUUUUACAAAGCUAUUAAACAUCUACUAACGCUACAGUAAAUCUUCCUGCCCUGUGUGGUGUAUAUAAGGCCAACCCAUGUGACAGCACCAGCAUGGGUCUUUAUAAAAGUGUACAAGAUUUAAUAUGGAAUAAAAACACAACAAAUUAUGACAGCUCAUUAAUUUUUUGACAUGUUUAUUUGAAAUGGACUAGUAUAGAACAUGUGAACUGAAGCCACAUACCAAAGCAUUUAUAGAUCAGACCUUUACACAGAUGCAACUUACAAAACGUAAACUACAAAAGAUAGGCCUAGGGUUCAGUAACUCAACACGUAGAACUUAACAAUGAUGCAGAUAGAUCAAAACAAGAGGCCAGUUGGAUUGAGACAUCAGUAAACAAGACUUACAUAACUCAAAAACCCACAACUAACCCUUUUUGUUUUCUUUAUUUCAGUUUGGCUGCAGUCAGAAUUCAGUAUGAGUUAAGCAGGUCAGGCAUUUAAUUCGCCGAUCCCCUAAACAGAAAAAGCUGUUUGUCCAAGCAGGGAUUUAGAGCUAAACGUGACACAUGAAUGAGUUUGCAGUUGCUCUCUCGGCCUAUUUGCUUCUGACAUAUAUAAUGCAAAUGAUUCUGUAAUGGGUUUUGUAGUGAUAUGGGAUUGGCAGGGCUGUAAUUAUCCAAACCAGGACCACAAACAAGACUACACAAGAUCUAAAAAUGUACAAACAGCCCAUAUGUAGGCCUACUUAAAGUUAUAAAAAUAACUCAAAGAGCAGUCUUCUGUUAUAUCACAUCGCUGGAGCUUUUUGUCAGGUUUCCUCCGAGUUAAACCCCUUAAGUUGUUGGCAUAUCAAGCAAACUGCAGAACAAAGUUAUCACAGGCAAAUAGGAGACUUUAUUUGGCAUCUGUAGUACCUUAGAUCAAGCCAAGUCCAUCAGCCGAUAUGGACACAACGAACUGCUUUCAUUACUACAGCAGGGUAGUGGGAAAAUCUACUGUAUACAAGAGGUGGUGCAUCCCGCUCUAUGACAUCAGAAAAGGGGCCAGAAAUGUUAAAUCUCCAGUGGAUUCAGUAGGAGCACAGGAAGUGUCCUGACUGUAUUUUGCAGGAGAGUUAUGUCAAGCUGACAAACCUCUCACCCACAACCAAAACUACUGACUUGGUUUGUGGUCGGUGUAGUUUCUCACCAUGAAGCGGGGGCAGGGGAGCACAGGCACAGUAAGCUGGUUUGGUUUUAAAGCCUUGUACAGCACUUUGUCUUGACCGUAAAUAUAUAGAUGUGUUCAACAAUUAGCCUGGUUUCAGUGGGGAUUCCCAGGGCUUGCAAGUAAAUUUAGGCCCAAUUUCAACUGAAACUUGAAUAAAAAUCAUGAAGUGCACAAAUAGUUAAACCAUAAGACAGAACACCAGCUGGUAAAACAAGAAGAACAUGAAAUUAGAUUUAAAAGGCUUUUAUUGUGAAGGGAAUUGGAAAGCCAUUGGUCACUUUGAUGUAGUCCUUUUUUAAAAUUUAAAACAUGAAAGAUAAGAUUAAAUCCCCAGUGUCUUCAGAUUUUCAAAGUGUACAUUGUUUCUUGGAAAAAAAGUCAAAUGUUUAACUGUGAACAGCCUCUUCUUGUGAUUAAGCACUUAGAGAUUUCCGGGGCCCUUAUUGCACCCUGCACCCCACCAGCCUCCAAUCACCUUAGAAGCUUGCCCAGAAGUUGCAACACUAAUCUGUUUGGUCCAGUCUGACAUAUGUUGUCCUUCAGAACUGCACCAGCAUAGAGUUUUUAAUGGAGAGAAAUGCUGCUGCAGCUAAGGGGUGGGGGCGGGCUUCUCAUGUGAUUGGUGUAAUGAUGGAUUAGAAAUGAGCGGCGAUCAAGUUCAGGUUUUAAAAGGACUCCCCGAGCUUUUGCAACAAAUAGGCUGGCCUCCAAUAAAAAGCUGCUUGUCAAAAAGUGAUUUAUGUAAAGUCACCCUUUGUUGCUCUUGAUUUAAAGAAAUUCCCUCUGUGUUGUGUUUUUGAAAGAACUCAUAGUUUCCCCCUUAAAGGGGUGUUAAAGUGGUAGAUCUUAACCGAAAAAUGUAUAUUUAAUAUAAACUAAAACUCUGGGGAAAAUGUUGCAUUUAGGUUUCUCAACCUUCACAAAAUAGCUUGACUAUUAUCUUUCCAGACGUCAAGACAGAUUCCUACACCUGUUUCACAGCUGUGUAACUACAAGGAGAAAAAUUACACACACUUAAGAGUGUAAAAACUGUUGUUUUUUGUCAGAGACAGCUGAGGGGAAAAGUGCUGAUGUCUACAUAAAAGAGUAUCAGAAAUCUCAAGUAAUUCCACGAGACAAAAGCCACAUACUCUUCCCAAACAUAGUUUUAGUUGUCACUGCCCCUUUGCAGUUGCACAUCAAACUCUGCAAUACCUUUAUAGAGGUGCUCCAGCUAGUGAUUUCACAACUCAAUACAGCCUAGAGGAACUUUGAGAGCCAAGACAUGUAAAUGUGCAGCUGUAGCUUCAAAUUCACACUCUGACAUAAACACACAAACAUGUCUGUUUCACCCUGCAGGCUCUGAUGCUACAUGUUACUGUUGUCUUUCUCCUGGUACAUCUCUGAUACUUCCUCCCACAGCAGAUCAGAGGUGGAACAAAAUCAUCCCACCACUCUUUGUCUGUUACACAUUGCAGACAAGACAUAACUUGGUUUAAAUAUCUUACUUUGACCCAACCAUUUGUAAGAGCCUGAAGUCUCUGUCAUAGUUGUCAUGUUAUUAGAAAGCAUUCUUGAACAGUGAAGAGCUGUGAAAAUAAUCUGUUAGUUCAGAAAUUGAAUUAUUUGAAAUGUGAUAUAGCCCCAAAAAAGGAAAGGGGGAAGUUUGAUGAUUUUUGAUGAAAAGGUCUAUUUUAGGAUGUUUUUCCUUAUUUGGAGAGCAGCAAAUAGAGCAGGAAACAGGGACAGAGAGCAGAGAAUAACAUGCGGAAAGAGACCUCAGGCAGGAUUUAAACCCAGGCUGCCCUCAUGAGGCACAUUCUUAGUAUACGAGUUGCACUCUUAGACCAGUGGCUGAGGCUAGCACCAUCCAAGGUUUGAUAUUUUUGGUGACUUACCAUCAAAAGGAUCUGCACUGCGAAAGCUCCUCCCGUGUGACAGCCACACCAUUGUAACUUAAAGGCUUUUUGAAGAUUCAUCAGAGGGAAAUGGAUUACGCUGCCAUUUAGAAAUGAAAGUCAACAGAUGGAAAACAGGUUUGUUUAAUGUGGUUCUAUUUGUGAUUUGUGGCUUUUGCACUAAUAAUGACAUCAGUCGGUGUUUACUCAUCGCGCUGCUUUGUGCACUUAAGAUGGCUCAGAUUUUUGGUAUUUCGGCGUCUUGUCCUGAACUGUUUUUGCUGAUUUUUCUCCCAUCUCUUGAUUUGUGAACUUGUCCCUCUGCUUUCUAAUGGAGUCUUCAUUGUGGUCUGACCAGCUUAGGUUCACACAAAGGCCUGUGUGUCAAUCACAUUCAUCCUAUCCAGAGUCAGAGUUACGUUUGUUGGCAGAUUGUCACCUUUGCGUGCUAAAGAUUGUUUAACGGACAUAUCAUGAUGCAACGCAGGUCUUUUAGUCAUGCAAACGUUUACAAGCAGAAAUCUGCUCAGCUUCCUGUGGCUGGCCUGAUCUCAGCCUGAGGGUGUUUGAAGAACAUUUGGAAGCUUUAAGUGUAAUAUGCAAAUAGCAUGCUCAGUUUGCCUGCAAGCAACAUGGCUGAGUGAGCUGCAGUCACUGGCAGUUGGCCAGUAAACUGGUUAGUGGCUGUACAUUAAUGACAAACAUGCAGAGACAAGACAAACAGGUCUGACGUCUGUUUGUUGUCUUAUAAUCAAACUAUAAUCUGUCAGGGCUAUAAAGGUUGCUUUAUGAUGUCCCUUCAUUCAAAUCAGUCUGCAGGGCUUAAAGGCGUGGGCUUUGGCUUAAAGCCGACAUUGUGUCACACAAAUGCUUCAGUAGUAACCCACCUGUAAAUACCAGCAUGAGUUGUGUUGCAGUGUGUGUGUGUGUAUGCGCGCGCUCCACACUUUUUCCUGCCAUUAAAGAAGUAGAAACCAGCGUGGCUUGGCAGGCAUUCAGCUGUUCCUGUGCCAAAACCUACAUUUCUGAAGGGCCUGCGCAGCACGUGGGGCUUUAACUCUGUUAUCCUGCCAAAAAUGCAGGAAAAAAACUCACAAGUUACUUCACUGCCUGGGCCGGCGCCAUGGGGGAAUCCCAGCAGGCCCGAUGCUGACGCAGGCCCCGAGCGUAGGGUCAGAGCUUUUGGGAAACCCUGCAGAUCCUGAUCCAAGCUGCUUGGACAGCCAGAGGCUUUUCUGUAUUCAGUCAGCAGCCAACACUCGGUGGUUCAGUGUCAGCGUGAUCUAUCCUGGUGCUGCUCUGCCUGGAUACCAGCACACAGCUGCAACAUGCUGACAUGUCCAUCAAAUCUGAAGCAUUUGUAUUUUAUAUUAGUGUUCGCUUACACUGGCAGCCUGCCCAAGCAAUCAAAAGCCAAUUUAAUCAGAUCUGUGCCAAAAGAUGCACAUCCCUCAGGAGCAGGCAUAGCUGCCAGACUGUAUUAGCCAGGGCGCAGGCACAUGAAACUUUAAUCCUCAUCUAGCACAGGAGUGAUUAUAUCUCUUUUGGUUAUCUCCAUGUCCAAAACACAGAGCUCUCUAUCUAAAGAUGUCCCACUUAUUCAUCGCCUCUCUGCAGACAAAAGGCCUGAUUGUUUAAGAUCACAAUGCCAUGACGUGUCUGCACAGUCACCAUAUAAACCAACACGUUAAUCCAGUUUGGGACAUUCAUGCCAUUCAAUGAAACUGCUAGCCCACCCACCCCCCUUUCCAGCACUAAAGGAACUAUCAUCAGUGUAGAGUUACAAUAGCAAAGUGCUGAACCCUGCGAGCAGCAACAUGCAGCCUGUCUCCUGAAUCUCACUUUUUAUGACUUGAGUCUGUUAACCAACGAGGAAUCGAGUUGUUAGAUAGCUGUGCAGCUUAGGAAGCGUAAAACAGCUCAGAUUGAGGAACGACUCAGACCUACCGCCUAUCAGUUUAUCCGUCGAAUAUAACACAUAUUAUAUUUCAGGAAUAGGUUUCUUUUAAAUUGGCAGUCUUUUCUGGUUAAACUGACCGUGAAAGCUGACAGAAAGCUGAAGUGUUUCAAAAAUGAGUUCUUAAACCCAUAAAUAAGUUUGCGUUUUUCACUUUCACUUCCCCUCUUUUCAGAGUCAGUGGGUUUGUUGAAUGAAUCUUGGUUAAAUGACUAAAGUAAGUACAAUUAUCACAAGCUUGAGAGGUUUUCUUGUUUCUCCCCACAACAUGAAAAGUUUUAUUUUCUCUAAAAAAUACAGAUGCUACACAGUGUCAUCAUAGUCAAUAAUACUACAUAUAACAGUGGCCAUAGUCUGAAUAUAAUGUAUAGAUAUCAUUAACAGUGGUGUGUACGAAAAAAUCCAAUUUUUGUUUGGGGAUAAUUUCCUGGUAAUCAGUUAUGAAUAUAAGAUCUUAACUCAAUUACGAUCAAGUUUUAGCUGUUAAAACUCAGUCUAGAUUGUGCCAAAAAAGCUCUCAUUGACUCUGUGUCUGAAGUACAAAAACCAAGAAAUAACAUCCUCCAGAGUAGGAAGAACAUCUCAACCAGAAAAGAGUAAAACUGACGUAAGAAGGUAUUGUUUUUCUCUCUUGUAGUGGCAGCAAUCACCUCUUUUAGAAUGGUCUGUGUUUUCCCAGCUGAGCUGUCAACACAUGAGAUUUAUGUUUACUCUCAUAAUACUUCAGUCUCCAUGUGAAGCAGUAACAUGGCUGCAACAUGGGGAGGUCAAUAUCCAACAGCAAGGCAGCAAACAUUUCAGCUGAAUCAGCACAGGCUUUUUUUUUUUUUUUGACAUUUAUUGUUUUGACUCUGUAUCUGAAGACUUCUCCUGACUUCACAGGAAAUACUUCAUUACAGAGACAAAAAGUUCUCUGCAAAUUUUCCUCGUGGGCUGUCCUGUCUUUAAAAUUGCAUCAGUCAAACAUACAUUGACAUAUAGUCUUCUCAACCCACAUAGGAAUAUAAGGUUUCAUGUCAAGUGUUUGACCCUUUUUACUCAAGUUUUUACUACUGCAAGAGCUCAGUGUGCAGUUUCAGUAUUUAAAAGCUUCUAAGGAAUUGAUUGUCAUGGUCCAGUACCAUCAAAUUGCUUGAUGGCUCUCUUAUGUUGGUUAAUUUUGCUUUCUACAAACCUUGUAAUCUAAUCCAACUCUACUCUAAACAGCCAGAUAAUUACCAAACUGAAUUUUCUUCUCAUUUUUCUUAUUUUUUGAAGUGAAAAAUGCGUCUAAUAUUCACGCCUUCAAACUCCAGACUGAACAUCCUGUAGCAUCAUUUACUAAAAGUCACUUCCAACCAAUUGGUUCUCGCAGCUGACUCCUGUUGCUUGAUAGAUAGCUGCAGAUUUUCCCCAUUGAGCAGUGGAUCAGUGGAUUAUUUUUGCUAUAUGCCCACUUCAUUUAUGGCAUAGCUGGGGCUAAUCAGAUUUGGCUCGCUGUGUUGCUCCGGCUCGCUCGAAGAGGUCAGUGGAAAGUGCGUGACGAGCCUGUGCGACACUUCCUCAAUGAUCUUGUUGUUAGUGCAGAGGGGCUCAAUGGAGCCUGUGUUAUUGCCUUGAGAAGUAAUACAGCAAGGAAUGUGAGAAAGGGCCGCAUAAUCAAAACCAGCACCACUGACCGACUUCUUCUUUUGUGCUUUUUUUAAUGUGGAAAGGAUCAUAAAUGACUCCAGCUUGGCUUCUCCAUAUACGAUUAGUCUUCAACUUUGAUUGAAAUAAAUGCCAACCAGUCAUUUCAAGAGUUAAAGAUAUGGACAAAGUAGUAAAACCUGGUCAAAUUUAACUUGAUAUAAAUAAACCCCAUUUAUGAAUGUAUUUCAGAUUUAUGAUUCCACCAUGGUACUUCAUUUCUCUUUGUAUUAAUUCCCUCAGACUAUAAAGGUUUCUCAUUCGCUUCUAUAAAGCACUUUACUAUUUACUCCAUGUACUUUUUAAAGUGCCCAUUUUAGAUUUAUCAUUAAGCUGUCCUUAAAAGAAGAGAAAUAAGACACACAACCCUAGCUUGAUUCCUGCUGCAGGGAUAAGCCCAAAGCCGUUAAUUAAAACAAAUUAUGUCUUUGUGCAAAGCAAAUAUCCCGGGCGGUUUGUCGCUGUUUUUCUGUUAAAGAUAAGACAAUAUAAGAGCUGAGAAAUUUACAUGUUAAAAUACUUGUAUUUGCUAUUGAGGGUAUUUAUGUAAACACGGCUCUAAACAGACAUUAACUUAGAUAUAUAAAGAGAAGUAGAGAGGAGGGGGGUUGUUUUUUCCCCCUGGGGUGUUUUAAUGGUUUUUAUUCUACUUUUAUCACAUUCAUAUGAUAUAGAGAAAACAUGUAAACAUAUUUUUAGUACUGCAAGCUGCAGUGAACUAGGAGUGUUUGCUCAGUUUGUUAAUGCUUUCGAAGAAAUGUCGACUAACUUUGGGGUGUAAUAAUUUUACAUUUGUGCAGUAACACUUCAUGCUACAAACUAUAUAUAUGUGUAUUUAUAUGUAUGAAGAGAUUCCAGUAAAAAGAACAAAAGACAGAUAUUGUAUUUGUCCAGGAAUGUUUGUCGAUAACAUCUGAACAAAGCCUGUUUCACCACUAACAGCACUAAAGUACACACUGACACAUGCUGUAUGACUACAGUGUUGAGUGAUUUGAUAAAGGCUGACAACAGACACAUUAACUUAUCAUAGAAAUCACCUGCAGACUGCGUGUCGGGCUGGAGUCUUUUUACUCAAAGCAGGUGUGGCUGGCGCGUGAACACAACAACUAAUUUGAUAAAGAAAGUUGCUGUUCAGCAAGAACAAGCAGCAGAAACUUCAGCUACAGCAACAGAAAAUUCAAAGAAAACGAGAAAGUACCACCCACGCUGAUUUACAUUUUAUCUUUAGGAAGUCGUUGCAGGAAAAAAAGAGCCCUCAGUACCAGAGAUGGAAAUGAAAUCCAUAAAUCACUUGAAAAAUCUGGUUCUGUCUGAAUUUCCAGUCAGGCAUUUCUUUUCCUAGUUCAUCAAAAGUAUAUCAGACAAAAAAAGUUCUAAAAACUGCUCUGUGGUGCACAUGUGGUGAAUCUAACAAACAGUUCAGUGGUCUUGAAAAAGGGGCCCCAAUGCAGCAGUUUGUGAUAUUAGAAAGCUAAGUUGUUCUUUCUAGAGAGCGUUCAAAAAAGCCUCAUAUCUAUACAGGCAGUUGGCUUAUAUCUCCAUAUGUGUGCACAUACGCGUGUACAUAUGUGCAUGUAUGUGAGCUGAUGUGGGUCUCUUUAUCUCGUUGGAAUUAGACCCUUAGCUCUGGCUCUUAUCGCUCGCUUCUGUUUGCUCAGACCUUGCAAUCUUCUGCCUCUCAAAAGUGGGUUUAGAAAAAAAAGAGGAUUAACCCUUUGCCUCUCAUCGUUUAACCUCCAUUCAGCCAUCUCUCAAAGUUUCUGCCAUAGCUGCUCGUCCCUGCACCCACAUGAGCGCCUCUGUCACCUAUCCUGGUAAUCCAGCCUCCCCUUUAGCCAAUUAAGGUGUUAAAUGAGGGUCUUAUAGUCUGCUCCCUAAUAUAAGUGUUGUAAAGCUAUUUAUAGCUGUUUGUGAUAAAGCCUAUAUCUUCCGAUGGCAAAUGGUCUUCUCUCUUGUCCCCCUGCCUUCUCCAUUAGGUCAAAGGUCAUUGUGGUGUGAAGAGCAGAGGUGCUAAAAGCUCGCUUGGUAUGGAAGGUGUGCUCUUGAGACUAUCAAUUCUUUAGAAAAAAAUCAGAAAUAAGACGGUAGUGGGGAUUCUCUGUUUAAGUUUUAUGUCAAUGAUCUUCACCUCAACUACCCAGUGAGGAACAAUGUUAAAGAGUGAUCCAGAAAUGACACAGGGAAAGUAGGUCACCAUUAUUGCACUUCUAAAGGGUUCUGGGUGACAGGAAAGACCAACGUUGAGGCUGUGAAUGGGCUCACUUUCUAUUAGCAGCUCACACUUCCAAAUAAGAUUCUCCAUAUUGUCUGGAAGGAAAUCAUGAUGUCAAGAAACUACCCCUUUACCUGCGGUGGUUCCCCUUUUUUAGCAACAAUUCAACAGAGAGUCAGACAGGGUUUUUCAGAGCUUUCAUCAAGACCGAAACUGCCGAGACUGGCAUUUCCUGUUGCAUUAUGAGUUAGAUAUUAAACACCUUAUCACCUGAGCUAUGGUCUGUUACACAUAAUGUGUGAGAAGACGAUGCCAAACACAACCAUCUUUAUCACAGUGGAGGUGCAACAAAGAGUGGUCGGAUUAGUACUAGUGGUUAAACUAUUGUACUGUAGUGGUUGUAGUGGAUUUUGCCAUACGAAGACUAUAAAGACAAAUGCUUGGAUUAAAUGUUGUUUAUGAUUUAAGUUUGAAAAAGGAACAAGUAUGAGGUGUCUUCUUCUCUGUCUUAAGCUCACAGUCUACAUUUGGUUCUGCAUUUCUAUGUUUCCGUGUUACAUAGGGACCCGAUCAAAGUCAUAUACUAUAAACAUUUCUAUAAGCACCAAACCACCUCUGUUAUUUGGGGAAGUGGGGGGAAUGUGUAGUGCUGCAAUGUCAUUUCCACCAUGUAGCAUGUCUGAGAUGAACAGUGGCAUGAAACAAAGAGACCACUUCUGCUUCUCUCCUCACAGGACGAGUCGACAGAAGAGCUUUGUUGUAAUCACUUCUGUCUUUAAAUUGACAUGUAUGACACACUUGGGGGCUGCUGGCUGGAACAUGAGAAGAACAUGACAUGUUGUGCUUAUUUGCACACAGGUUUGGCUACCUGACAUGUUGAGUAAUGUGUAUUAUAAAAACACUUACAAACGGAGCAUGUACAGGCUGUUCUACGGUGAAUUUGCCUUUGUCAUUUGAUGAUAAAUUAAUGGACACAACUGAGGUGCCACCCAUGAACCUUUCUUGCACUAUCAGGUUUUUUCUUACUGUAAGUAGGACAGAGACAGAGUUGUCUCUCGGUUAAACCAGAUCCAGUUAGGUAAGAUGAUUUAAUCCUGCUUAUACUGGUGCUAUUCACCAUCUGACAACUGCAGCCGUUCAGUUGUGCCUCUAUCGCCUGUAAAGAAUGUAAUGAAUCAAUAUUGAAUAUCUGUCGGCUGCCACGCUGCAUCUGCUCCGUCAGUUGUCACUUCCUUCACCCGCUGAAGAAACACAAGUUUCACAGCUCUUGUUUCCUUGUGCAACAUUUCUCGAACAGACUGUUGCUUUAAUGGGAUGGCUUCAUCGCGCGACAUUUCGGUGUUGCGAAUUUUACUUAACACCUCCAAUUUUAUGCUGUACAAGCAGAAUCUUGGCCGUUUGAAUUCACCUUGUGGUUCAAGCAUCUGACCAACUGUUUGCUGACUGCAGCAGGUUUGGUGUUUUAUUGAAAGUUGAGGGCAUUUUGGUCUUCCUGUUUUCUUUUUUACUUGUUUUUGUGGCUCAGCCAGUCGCUGUAGGCUUCUUUCAAGCUGCAGAAGUUUGAAGUUUCUUAGAAUCAUCAUAACAGGCAGCACUUAAUGUUUUCUGCAAACAAAUGCACUAUUUUUUUUUAAGAGGCAUCGAGUCAACAACUGAGAAAAAUGCACCACAUAAUACUGCAUUUCCCCCAGAAGACCAGUGUUGUGGGAAAUAAAAGCUUCGUAAUAACUUUACACCACAAAAAAUAAGAUGAAUCAACACAUCUGAUGUCUCACUUAUGACACACAACUGUUCACGUGUUUGGACAUAGAACGUGUAAAGACUGUCUGAUCGGACAGAUGAGUCAGGAUUACUGUUAGCUAACACUCUCACACUUUUUCUCUGGUUGAUUAAAAACUUUUCAGAAACUUUUCCCAUAACAGAAACGUGACAACAAGGAGGUUUGUGGUGGUUGUCUCUUUUCUUUGUGUGUAUUAGUGCGUAAAUCUCAAGAGGGCUGAGUGCCAUGUGGCGGGUAAAUAUUUGUACCACACUAGUCUUAUUAUUCAAAUAUAAAACAGGGCUGAGUUUUCACUAAGUUUUGGUGUGGCUACAACUUUUUUCGUCUUUGUUCUCUGCUGUCUGCAUGUUGGAGCAUCAUGAAGUCAGUCACUACUUAAUGUGCUACGCGGCAUGCUGCAAACAGUUCUGAUAUCUGCAUGUAGAAGUAGGCACACGAGAGGAGGAGAAGAGAGUGCUUCAUGCAGCAAUACAAUAUACAUGCACUGCAGAUGUGGGUAAACACUUAGUAGUAGUAGUACCAUUAGCAGUAUAUGUAUGCCUACAACGUUAACAAGCACCAAGACAGAUGAGACAAUGCAGUGAAAUGUCUAGAGAGAGAGAUUUUAGAUCAGCAUAAAUCAGGGGUCAAUCCUGGAAAUGACGACAGCUCGACAUUUUUCAGCUCAUAUGACUUAGAUUGCAUCCUGUGAUGUAACCAUUGCACAUGCACAUAUUUAUUAUUAUGACGGUAUACAGUGCUGCCCUACUAGUGAGCCAAAAAUCAAUCAUAGUGAUGUCUUUAUUUGCUAAGGAAAAUAUUUCGAUUGAGGAUUACAUAUGCUAUUUUGUGUUAUGUACGUCUGAUAUGCACCCCCAGAGGUUUUUUUGCUCGGACUAGGACAAAAUAUUGAUAUCAAGGCGAUCAAUUUUGUGCGUCAAUUAUCAGUUUUUACGAUGACUACACGGUAAACAAAUUAACCCUUAGUGUUUGACUUGCUGUGUCACUACUUCACAACUUCUUGCAAAGGCAUAAACAAGAUAAAUCCUGCUUAUUUUCUUCAGUUUAUCAGAUAUAAAAUGUUAUUGUAUGAUUGUCUUGCAAUAAAUUUAUUCUCACAGAAACACGAUACUGCAAUAUUAUUGUAUAUUAUGGUACAUAAUGAUAAGGUAUUGUGGGUUACCCUGCAAUUCCCACCCCAACUGUUUCUACACUGACAUAGUUGAAAGAGCAGUAUAACAUAUCAACUUGUGUUCACCUUUCAGCCGUAAUUAGGCACAAAAAUCUGCCCUCAGUACAGGGGCGAGAGUUUGAAGUAAAUGUGUUUGUGGAGGAAUGAGGGGAAAAGGAACUUUCUGUGGAGUUUCCUGGCACUAUACUUCACUCUACAUCUAUCUAUUGUUUUCCAGCAACCCAGCUGCGAAAUCUGAGCACAGGAUGCCUGGUUUUCUUCUUGCACUGACCAAAAACUGUUACUCAUUCUCCAUGAUUCAUGCAUUCAUCCACUGUAUGAGUUCAGUGAAAACCUGGACUUGGUGAGAGUGUCAGAUUAGUGCAGCUGGUGCUUCCUCAGGUCUGCCAUGUAUCAGUCACCUUUUGUGUAUUAGUCAUUGUAUGUGAAUGAGUGGGCUCGCGCAGUCACUGCUGCCUACCGUCAUGACUGGCCCCUCAGGGCGUUUGACACCUGCACUCAGAAUUUAUUUCCACACGCUCUUAUCUGGGACUUACUGGUGGAACCUGCAGAUUGAACAAACUUUUUUCUGCAGGUUCUGGGUAGGAUUAACUGUUGAUCUCCUUCUGGUCCAACGAUCUGAGGCAUCAGUUGAACGGUGUGUAACAGGGAGGCAGCUUCAGUUACCAGAAUCCUGGGGCUUACCCCUCAAGACAGAGCCUGCUUUGUAUUAAGGCUGAAAAUUAAUCACAGUAUUACUGACUUCCCACAAAGAACAGCAAUUUUACUAUACAAGAACAAUAUGUGACAAAACCACUGUACAAUAACGUGCGGUGGUGCAAACCUCGACAAAUGUCACGUCAUGAGUUAUUUUCAAAAAAAUGAAAAAUAUGCAAAACAAUCGUCCCUUUUCACCGUGAGUCAUAAAGUCUGUUGAAAUCAUUUUCUUGUUGUGUUGUGCAACCCUGCUUUGCAUACCUGUCGCCUUUUGGGAACAGGUACGUAGGAGAAGAAUUACCACCUACAUCAGUCGCUACAAAAAAAAAACUCCAGACACGUUUCUUAUUAGUGAAAAGCUUUUCACUGAGGGGAAAAACAGAGCAGUCAUACCUGAGCAAAGUCACGCCUUUGAAUAUUAAUCAUGUCUGCCUCCAGAUGAGAGUGACUGCCUGGCGCUGCUUCUUUUUUGCUGUUGUGCUGAAAUUUUUGUUGGCGGCGAGCCAGCCAGGUGAAGAAAGUGACGGUUCUUCCUGUGAUUCCACUUCCUUUCGUCAUAUAGGUUGAAGCAUUGUGUCCUGUGUGAGCAGGCUGUCUGAUGUGAUUGUGCGAGUAACGCUACAUGUGUUGCACAACAGUCAGUGACUCAAAGGCUACAUAUGAAGUCUUAACGUGUGUCUUUUAAAAGUUUCAAAUGUUUUUGAAAACUUCAGUUCUGCACCUGGUAGUUGUGAUUAAUCCUGCUUUUGUUCUGUUAACUUCUCAUCUUUGUCUUUAUAAAACAAGGAAGCUUUAACAACCGUCAUAAAAAAAAGGGACUGUUUUUCAUGAAGUAUGUGAAAGCAGAAGAUGGAGAUUUAUAGAUGUCCACUGAAGUACAAAGGCAUCAAGUGAAAUCAAGCUUGAAAAAAAGACGUAUUUGACUAAUUUGAUGCUUAUGGGGAAGUUUAUAAAAUAGUGUUUUGUCUUCACCUGAAGGUAGCAAUAUCAGCAGACAGGGGAAGUAACAGUCUAACGCUUUGGUUUUUUUUUCUCUCCCUCAGGUCUUUAUAGUCUCUCAGCACGCUUUGUACUCGCACCUUGGCUUCCAGAACUUGUGCCUCACUGAACGCUGUGCAAUUCAACUCUGCUGCCGGCCUCAGUUCCCCCCUGACUGCAGGAAAACCCACCGAGACAAGAGAGAGGCCUCUGUCUCCACCAGAGCUGCUACUGACCACUGACUGCAUGUCUCAGGGCUCUCAACGACCCCCCUCCUCUUCCUCUUCCUUCUCCUUCUCCUUCCACUCCUCAAGGACCCACUUAUCCGCACAACCAUAACCUCCAAUCCUCCGGCACAGUUAGCGAUCUCUCUGCGCAAACAUAAGGUUUGACCAUUGUCCCCAGCAGGCCUCUGAUUGGUCUCUCCUUCAGUGGAGGACGCAGCUUUAAAGCCGAGCCGCUCUCCCUGGAGAUGAAGCUGCAGGCUGUCAUGGAGAACCUGCACAGGCAGCAGAGGGCCAAGCUGCUGAUGGAGCAGCAGCUUCAGCAGCAAGCAGCCGCACAGCACACUCAGAUCCGCGCAGGUGGAGGAGGAGGAGUAGGAGGGGAUGAGCCAAUGGGGAGCCCGGUCCCUGAGACGGAGCAGGCCCAGAUGGCGGCGUUGGCAGCCAUGCGUGCAGCAGCAGCAGGACUGCAGAGGGUGUCUGAUAGCCCCAUGUCAGAACGCAGCAGUGGCGGCGAGGAUGAAGAUGAUGAUAAUGAUGAAGGGGAAGAGCAUUACAAGGACAUGAUGGGGUCUGAUGAGGAGGAGCAGAUGUAAGUGAUCACUUACUUUGAUCAGGUUGUCCUCAAACUUCUUUUUCUUUGCAUGUUUUCAUUUCAAAAUCUCUGUCUUAUAGUAAGCAGAAAUGGGAUGAGGAGGACUUUGAAGGUGAGAUGGAGGAAGACUUUGAUGAUGAUCUGGCAGAGGAGGGUCUGCCCACUGGCCAUGAUGCAGUGGCUCCUGGUAAGGGCAUUCUCCUGCUGCCCCAUCGUCAGCUCCACCCACACUCCCAGCUGCUAAAGGCCCGUCCCAGUGUCGACCAGGAACCCCGUGUCGCCAUCCUCCCGCCCCUCGCCACACACAGCCACCUUGGCGCUCAGGACCACGGAGAAUGGACCUAUGAGGAGCAGUUCAGACAGGUAUGGAAUAAAAAGUGUGAUUCCAGCAGGUUACAUCUGUUCAAAAAGUUGCUCUAAAUGACCAGUUUUUCACGUGUGUUAGCACAGCUGCUGCCAAGAACAGACAUUUUCAAACAUUGAAGCACCAAGAGUUAAAAAAAAGAAAAAGUCACUUCCUGCUAUGAAUAGGACUGCUAGCUGAGGAAGAGAAGCUGAGUUCAGAAGGAGGGAGAGGCAGGAGGGGGUGGGCCAAGCUGCAUUUUAACAGCUUUACCAUGCGGGCGUUUACUGUAAACAUGCUAGUGGGCUGGAUAUUAUGAGGGAGGCCCCUGUGGAAUAAGACGGGCUGUUUACGUGAAGAGAUUUAAGUCUGUCAACAGCUAAGUUUAGAUGGAGCGCUGCUGGUGAGAGACUUGGGAACUGUAAAAUCUACUUACUGGUGGCUACUGAUGACAGAAAGAGCUAAAUUGAUCACUGUUUAGGUCUUAAUUCCCUCACUUUUUAGGCCGUAAUUGCUACUUAAAAAGAUAUAAUUCAAAGCACUCAUGGACACUUCUGACAGUUGUAACAAAAUAACGUGAAAAAAAUUAGGGGUAUUAAAAUCAUGACAGGGAGCUCUCCUCGUAAAAAGAGAUAUAUGACAAGAUUCACCUUUUGUUAGAAGUUUUUAGUGGUCAUGUUGUUCUGUUCACUAAGAUUAGACUCCAAUAUUGUGUGUGUUUGUGCAGCAUCUUCAGCACUAUUUAAAUCUUUAAAGUUAUGUAACGUUGAAACCUGCAAGUCUUUUUGUGUCAUAGAGACUUCACUUGGUGUGUAAUGUGGCGCAUUCAAGCCCCUGCUUUAUGUAAAGGCAGCUUAGGUGAUGUAAUGGGAGCUCCUGUUGUAAUGCAAACACUGUCAUGGUCUGUGGCCGUAUCUUUAACCAUGAAACAGGUUUGACAGUGUGAGCUGCAGCGUGUCUUUUUUAAUCUUAACAAGUUUCAUUUUCUUCAAAAACAAAGUCUUGAUCUUUGGGGAGUUUUUUUUUUUGACAUUUUUAUAUUAAAGCCAUCAGUGUGUUGGAAGUGUAGAAGUUUUUUUUUUUUUUUUUUUUUUUACAUAGCCACAGGUUCUGUAAUUAAAGGUCUAUUUGUAUAAUUAAAGAGUGAAGGGAGUAAAACUGCCCCGUAGAGCUGCACCCUGCUCCUUCAAAUAGUCGACCCCUCCCCCUGUAAAAAGCUUUGUGUGAACAGUUGGUGGUUUUCAUGUGUCAGGUAGGACAUACAGUGUACAUUUUUAUCAUGACAUGUCAGUCAGUCACCGACGGUUAUAUAAUCGAGGGAGCCAGUAUCUUGACUGUUAAGAUAGUGUUACCCAAUCCAUUGUUGAUUAAACGUAUGUAACGCCUAUACAGCCCUACUCCUCCUACUAUGCAGACAGCAGAAAGGAUAAAGCUUCUUUAAAGCCCUUUGCAUUUUUAUACAGUAAAAGGAGUGGUGCAAUUGCUGUCACAUCUGUUUAUAGGGAGUCAAGGCUCCCGACCUCUUUAUUGCUGAGUGGUUAUAACGCUGUGAAUCCAAGAUUUUAGUCCUGCACAUUAUUCACACAGGGCUAAUUUUGGGCUUGGAUGAUUACGGUGAUUAGUAAUAAUUGUAGCUUUUCCAUGUGAAUCCACUGCCAAAGUGCUGUGUGUGCAAUGUGUAAAGCAAAAAUGACAGGCCUGUUAUGAUGAGGACGGUCCCUCCCCUGAUAAUUCUAACCCAAUGCAUAUCAAACUCAGUGAUUUCCGCCUUAAAUUGUAUUUAGCGGGUGCCAUUUUUCUUCUUCUUCUUCUUCUUUUUUUCUGUAAGUACCAUUUGUGGUUUCUUUCUCUGCAGACCUCAGUAUUUCAUAUGCUUUCAGAGUGAGCGUCCACGUUUGCUUGCCUUGAUAAGGAGGUUAGAAGUUGUAAGAACUUAACAUUAUCCUGUAAUAUAUGUAAUCAGUGCAUAUCUGACUUUUGUGUCUUGGUCAAGUAAGCCCUAAAAGGCUUAUAUAAGCACUCUUGUGCUUUUAUGCAGCAGUUUGAAUUACCUCCUGAAACUCAAUUAACUAUCAAAGCUAAAAAGGUUAACCUAACAAGUUACAUUUUUAGUUCUUUGUCAUAUAUGUUGCAUUUUCAUCAGCUAAAACACAUCAGAGGCAUGUUUUAACCUGGAAAAAGAUGUGGCUUUUGCCUUAACUAUGAAAAAAAGUUAAAUAAAUAUGACUACCCUCUGACUUCUAGCUACAGUUUUCUUAAUAUCCUACUUUGAUGUUACACAUUAGUUUCUCAGGUUGCUGCUGCAGUUUAAACAGACAUUUAACAGCAUUACUCCUAUUAAGCAAAAGAUUACAGUCAAGACAUGAUUAAAAAACUCUGUGUUCUCUGUAAAUGCAACUUUCGUGUUCUGGACACAAAUUGUAACCCUGUAGGGCCUAUACAAAAUGCGCUGUAUUCAGAGACCGCCAUAUCUCAUGGUGUUAAGUUGUGUUUUUUUCAUCAGGCAUUGGGCGGGGAGGAAGGGGUUAAGGCUGUACAGUUUAUUUUGGGCAGGUGGGUGGAGGCUGUUGGAAUGUGCCUGAGGGAGGGUGAUAAUGUGGCCACUACGAACCCCAGAUCCUCAGCAGAAACCCUGCAUGCCUCUAUCAGUAUGCUGCAGUUGGAUCACUUCCCUACUGAGAACUAUCCUUUUCUUGGUUAUGUUGGGUCCUUGAUGGAGCCCAGUACAGCCGUAUGUCUGCGGGUGUGCAACGGCAAUGGAUGUUGAACAUGUCCAGAGUUCAUCUCUAUUUAAAACACACAAGAUGUAAGAAAGAAAAUGUAAAAAUUAGCUUUUUAAAGAGUAAAUUUCGAUAGUGAUAGUGGAUUCAAAGACAAUGUGAGUGAGGAAAUGGUGACCAGCAAAGAGUUUCAAAUUAGGUAACUGGACUUUAACUCUGCGCCACAUGAAUCUGAUUUUAAAAAAUAAUAAGGUAGAAAAAAACUUCUUCUGUAAGUUUCCCAGCUCUUCAAAACUGUAUUGGCCGAAGGUGGUAUGAAGGCGAAGAAACAUCACCCAAACCCCACUCUCACAGGUGAUGUUCUUUACCCCGAGGCUGUGUGAGUGUAUCAGCCAAGACCCAAUCUGCAUUCCUCGUGGAUCACCCAGUCACCUUCCUCUCUCCACACUCACAGCUGAAAGGUCAGACUAAAUCCAGCCAGGACACCCUGUCUGUUCCGAUGUCCAAUCACAUUCUGGUUAUAACUGAAUUAAUCAAAUUAUUUUAGAUGCUUUGCCAGUGGUGUCAUAUGGACUGUAUCUGUCAAAGUCCAGCAGCAUUAAAUAAAGGACAGGCACUGAUACACAUAUCAUAUUAUGCCAGCAUCUUUGCAUUUUUUUGUAAUUGAAACUGAUUUACUUUGCUGCUGGAGUUACCUUUCAGCCCCCCCAUAACCUUAAACUCCCACAUACAUCCACCCCCUUAAAAUGCCCAUAUCAAUAUCACCCUUUGCAUCGAGCUCUGCAUUUUUUAUUUACGGAAAAUGUCCACACUCCUUUUAAGUUAAUACUACAGGGCUAUCCUGUGGCCAAUAAGCUUGCAUACAUCUGUUCCAAUCAACCACCAGACGAAUGUGGAGGAGCGCGGGAAAGAAAUAUAUUUGGGAUGUUUAGACGUGCAGAUACUGUGACUGAGAAAGGUCUCAGAGACAGUUUCCUCAGCUGGGUGAUAAAAUGGUAUGAGUUGAGACUCUGUGAGCCCUGGUGCUUACCUAGUAUUUGGUGAACUCUGACUCCUACUGUAGCGAAGUAACAAGAAAGAUACAGAUGUCCUCAUUGGACCGCUUAAUUUAAAUUUACAUUGAUAUGUAGAAUGAAAAACCUUAAUUUUUCAGAAAUUGUCCAAUAAAUUUGACAUAAUUACAUUUUAUCCAUUUCCUUUAAUUUGAAGCUAACUGUGAAAGGAAAGCUCAGCCAUUCAAGCUAAUAAGCUGCUAAACUUUGACUUUAGGAAGUUUACCUGUGGACUAAUUUGUUAAACUUCUACCUUUUAAAAAGAUGAACAUGUUGGUGCUUCUCUGAUACAUCAGCCACUUUAGCUACACAAGCCAAAUAAGCUACAGCUGCUUGCCAAACAUUUCUCAUUUAGCCUAUUUUGGUAAUGCUAGCUUAAGUUUACCUAUCUAAACUUGUAGACUAGCUUACGGAAGUCCCAAACAAAAUGUGAUGGAGAGUUAUUUUAUAACUUUGUUGUAUCUGUAGGCAUCAACCUUUCUAACUUAAAGCUAAAUCCUGAUUGGAAAUAAGAUUAUGAUUAUUUUCAUGACAGUAAGAAGUAAAAUGCUUUUUAGCGACAUUAGCUACACAGGCCACUUUAGCUAUGUCAGCUAAAGGCCUUCUAUGUUGUGCCUGUCCUGCUAAUUGACACUAAUUCACUUCAAUGGAUUACUUUAAUGCUCAUUCUUCUACUUUGUUCAAACUUAACUUCAGCAUUGUCAGUCAUGUUAGUCGAUAAACUGUUCUGUUUUCCAGAAAAAACUACAGCGUUUAGCUUUAGCACAGCUCUUUAUUAGCAAAAUAUCUGGUUGUAGAGCUACAGUCUGGUUUCAUUAAUGUUAAGACUUUUCAAUGCAUUGGUAUACAUUAACAUAAGUCCCUCUGCCUUUUUAUAAACAAUAUCCUCUUCAGAACAGAAAUGGUCCAGAGGCCAUGCUGAGCCUUUGAAGUCUCCUCUUCUGUGUCUCUGUCUGCUUUAAACACCAGCAGCUGGGCAGAUGGAGCCCAGAUGGACAGUAAAGUAGGGAUGUCUUUAAAAAUUCAUGGCACUUACCAUGAUCAGGGUGAAUGGAGGGGAGCUGGCAUUAAACAUUAAAUUGCUCGCACACACACACACUCUCCAGGUAGGGGGAGGGGGCUGUUAGUGACUACAGGAAGUGUAGCUCGAAUGUGAGCCAAUUGGGAGCGACACUUAUUGGGAUUGCCAGUCAGGUUUUUGCUGAUACAGCUGUCUGAUAAGUGCUCGUUGGGUUUAUAUCCCUCAGUGGUCUCAUUCAGGCCUUUUGAUCUGCCUAAAGGUUGUAUGAAGAAGCUGUGCUGUGUUGUUUUUGCGUUUUGAAUGGUGUUGUGAAUUUUAACAGCUCUGGUUUGUUUAGUUAGAAAAAUGUGGGAGCGAGAAACUUGAAAUCUGUUAGGAGCAAAUUUGGAUUUUUGAAUUACAAAAAAAACCCUUGUUUUCCUCAUGGCUUUUCUUUUCCCACUCCUUUCUCGCUCCCUUGUUAAAUAGUUGUCAAUAAAAUUAUAAUUUUACUUUAACUUCCUGUUUACUCUGUUAACUUUGUAGCGCUCCAAAACACACCGGCCUUUUAGUUGUCGACAAAUACAUUCAGAUUAAGUAGAUUUGUUGGGCACUCUCAUUAGUUGGUUACUUGAUUUAUGCCACUAAUUCAAAGUCCAUUAGUCCAGAGCAACACACUUUGAGACCAGUAAUACACAACAUUGUCUGGUUAUGGUUUUUUCUGGACGUAGCAGGGGUUGAAUUUAUCAUCAAAGGAGAGUUUUCAUUGAACUCCGUGUGUUGUGCUUGAAGGAGCCUCUGUGAGCAGCGAUCUGUGUAAAACUAAAAGAAAACAAGAGGUUAAUGGGCCUCGUUCAUGACGUGAAAACAAAAGGCUGGGACAGCAUGGGAAGACCUCUGUGAGUCUUCCUGUUGAGAGGAGGAGGAAGAGCGCAGGGAAGGGGGGAGUAGGUGUGACUGAGGGAACAGGGGAAAAAAGUCAGUCAUUUGACUUGGCACAGGGCUUUGAACCACUGCCAAGUAGAGUGUGUACUACAUGCUCAUUUUGAGUGUGAAGCACAGCGUAGCUGUAGAGUCAAACUCCCUGCGUGCAGCUGAUGUCAGAGGCUGUACAGCCACGGGGAUUCUGGAAAUUGGCAGGCGCUCAAUAUGAAGGAGGAGAGCGGGGCUGGAGCAGGAAUGUAAACAGAGAUUGCGUAAAGGCUGAGGCUAGCUCUUUCCUCCUGCUGUUUUCUUUGGCUGUUGUGCUGUGUGUUAUUGAUUUUAUUUUGGCAUGUUCCGCGAUUUCUUGUGCAGUUAUUCCCGGCAGGCCUCUCUGACUUUCAUGUGUGGAAGCAUUCAUAAAGAAAUUAGGAAAGGAGUUCUUUGAGCGAGGAAUCCUUGCUCAAAGUAUCCUUCAUUGUGUGUGAAUGUACUCUGUGAUUUCUCUUUUCUUCCUUUUUAAAGGAAAAAAUCCAAGCACUGGUUCAUCUAUUUUCUUGCCCUUUCUGUCCCUGUAAAAGAAACCUUUCACUGUAGCCUUGUGUCUCAGCUCAUAGGCACAAGAGAAGAUCAGCAAUGAAUGAAUAGUAUAGUCAACAAACAAAAGCACUGAGUGACAUCUUUUCAUACGUGGACCUAGUGAAGGGCAUUCAUCUGAACAAAAGCAGGGCAUAUGUGUUGUCGCCUUUGCAUGCCUCAGAAAAGGUAGCGUGCGUUGAAAGCCAUCGUUCUCAGGAGAAUCAAUGAGAAAUUGCUCAAAACAGAUAAAGAUACUUUGCUGCACAUUUUCAAGGUCUGAAUCUCAUCAGUUUGAUCAAUAGCUCCAAUAUUGUAAAGAGCGGGGUGCACGUCUCUGACAUUGUGUCAUAAAAGAUGCUGUGAGUGCUUUGAUCUAUAAUCUUUGAGGCACUUUGACCCACGUAACAACACUACAGCAGCUCUGUCCUGACGGUAUGAUAAUAGCUGACCUUCUGUAAUUGUGUGUGCAUGGCAGGAGGUCUGAGGCGUAUGGCUCUGUUCACACCACAGAUACAAAUAGUUCUUCUUUGCCUAGUACACUUUGAUUUCACACUAUCGUAGACUGAUAAUUGGCUUUUUUUUUUUCCACUGUAGAUAUUUGAACAUGUCACAGCAAGAAAGCCAUUUGAGAAACUGACAACAAGAUGGCAGUUCAGGAUUUAUAUCUGUGUCCGUUUUCUUACCUCUGCUAAUGCCCACUGAUUUUAUCACUUUAUUAUGCUUAAAUAGAGUAUGAUUAUCAUAUCUUAUUUCUUAUGGGUGAUUUUAAAUAUGAACUUAUUUUUGGUGAUGUAUGUCAAACAUUUGCUUCACAGCUUACAAAAUGUAAUUUGUGGUUUUGGUCUCAUCAAAACCAACUGUUGGUUGACACGUGCAUCCAAAUUUGACUGAAAACUAAUAAGGGGACACAUUAGUCAUGCGCACGCAACGACAGCUAACAAUGAGACUCAACAUGUCAGCUGUAUGAGAGUAUUUGAAAGUGUUAGUGAGGGGUAGGAAAUGACUAUUUGCAAUGAUUUGAAAGCACAGAUACUACCAGUACUACCGGUUUUAAAAUGAGAGCAAAAGAGUGUCUGCUUCGGCCGUUUAACAGAGCAAAUCAAGAAAAUCAUUUGAUUCAUUGUUUUUGAUUUCUCUGGGAAUGCAGAAAACAUAUCCAGCUCUCUUGCUGUGUAGAAGUCCCUGUUCAGGAGGUUUGAUUUUUGUGCCACCAAGUACUCAGAAUUGUAAGCCCACUCUCUAUAUGGAGGAUAAACCCAGGGGUAGCUUGAGGUUAAACUGCAGCCCCUCCACAUAUUGAUCUGGGCUGUGAUCGGGACACGUGGCAGCGACAUCACAGCCUCUGAUGGGCCACACAGACAGAUAUCAGCAUUGUAUAGGGCUGCUUGUGCUAGAUAUGUUUUGAGACCACUGUAGUCAACCAUUAAUCGCAUCGCCGUGCCCAUCCAUCACUCCGUCUGUACACACAGUGCUCCAUACCAAGGAGCAGCAAUGUGUCACAAUGUUCCCUUUCCUGAGCCAGAUUAAAUAUUUCUCACGUCUUUGCUCUGUUUUUACAGAAACACUGCUACAGACCUUUCUGUGAACCCUCACCCACCUCUUCUAUCUCUGUUUCCAUCUUUCUUUGUUCAGACGUAAAUGCUAUCAUGGCAUCUGCGUUGGCGCUGAAUGAAUACCUGCAGCAUUAGAUUGUUAUCCAGGUCUGACUGUCUUUGACAUUUUGAGGGCAGAAUUGUCCACUUAUCUUUUGUGACGGGUAAAUUACUCAAGAAAUGACAUUAAAAAGUUAGUACCAAGUCAUAACCUAUACUAAGUGUUUGAUGUAUUUUCUCUGAUCAUUUAAGUUUAUGAUCUUUGGCUGCUGCUACACCCACUUCCCCUCAGUUGCUUUCCCUGCCCAGUUUGGGGGUCCAUCAUUGUAGGACUCCUCAAUGGCCGUGUGGUUGAAACAGACUGCUCUCAGCCACACACACCAGACUGGCAGGCUCUGGGAAAGCUGCCUACUAUUUCUGAUUCUUAUCCAAAUCUGCACGCUGUGUUAUUUGGCAGCCGCUGGUAGGAAUGGAGUGCAUGUAAACAUAGGAUGGUGCUCAUUCUAAUAUCAUGUCCUGUCUUCAUCAAAUGGGUUUCAUCUUUUUCCCAUGUCAGCAUGGAGAUAUGUCAUAUCCAGUUAUAUCCGACAAGAGGGAAGUAUUAAAAUCUUUCAGCAAAGCUUGGCAGGCAAAGGCUUGAUGAAGACAUUUCAUGCCAUAAAAACACCUGUCCUCAAAGAUUACUAAGUCCUUGGCACAUAAUUGAAUUUCUAGAAGUCAAUUCCAGCACAAGGAGCGCUCUGGCAACCUACUGGGUAAUUUAACCAGUAGGUUGUUAUUGCAACAUAAAAUAGCAAUAAAAAUUGCACUGCCAAGCCGGCCAAAUGACAUAAAAUUAAGAGCUUCUCUAAACUUCUAGAGACGUAAAUCAAGUCCAUGUUGAACCUUGUUAAUGGCUGCAGGGGAUUUACAAAUCACUUUUGCUUGGUCUUGUGCCACAUUUGACCAGUAUUCAAAUCUUUGGUUUUAUUCAGCGGCUAUGCAAACUGUCUGUGUGUCACCCUGAGCCUUUUUUCCUGGCUUACUUACUUUUAUUAUUUUUAGAUUAAAAGUGACUGUAGCAGAAAAGAUCAGAUACAGUUAGCCACUUUGUUUGCUCCUCGUCCUCUGUCGAUGCAGAUGAAUUUGACGGGGUCAGCCGGUCAGUGCGGAUUAUGAUGCAUUUGAUCCUGCCUGUCAAUAAAACACCGGUCAAUGCAUCUCCGAUCGGACAGCUCCAUUGUUGAUGUUAAUUGUGUGCGUACGGGGGAUGGGGAAGGGCAGGGCAGAGAGCACAGGAGACAAAGAUGAAUUCAUUUUAGAUGUCACAUUACAGAGGCACGGCCGUGCACUUUCUGUCACGCUGGUGUCAGCUCCAUCCACCAACUGGAUUAACUACUUCUCUCCACGAACAUGACAAGAACAAGGAAGCAAUUUAAUUUCUUACUGAUGGAGAGCAGCGGCUAAUUUCCACUGUCCAGCAGCCACGAUGGCACUUAAUCUUUUUUUAGCCUUUGUUCUUCAUAGAUGGAAGAAAAGUACUCCGCGGUUCACUCCAUGCUCGAUAGCAUAACAUGACUGAUCAGAAACAGCGUCAGCACUAAGCGAUGAAAACUAUUCCUCCUCGAUUACCUUCAUAAACAUGUUGUUCAGAGUUAAAACCUCGAAGGCAAAGCACAUUCUUUACUCUUAUGAAACUAGUUGAAAUAGUUUCCAUUCUUUGUCCCUGAUACAAACUUUAUCCUGAUGAGCAGUAAUAGACAGUGUGGCUGAACAGGCAGAGAAGACGCGCAUAUUAAUGUGUUUCCACAUUACAUGGGUGGAAAGACACGUCACGGUUGUUCUUUCUCAUUGUUUGAUUAACCGGUGAUCUUUAGAAAGUGUCGUGCCAGCAGCAGCCAAACACGAUCCCUGACAACAUAAACAAAGAAAAACAAGAACAUGGACUUGUCACUACAAGUCGCUGACGCCCUUUGUUUAGUGGUCAAGCAGAACGGGCGGAUUAAGAAAUCAGCUGGAGCGUGAUUUUGAUAUCUGGUUUCUCAGCCAGUCCUUAUCAAGUCUGGAGCCGACUCAGUCUUUCACUUCUCACAGGAGAUUGUGAAACCUACAACCAGAAUGUUUAAAAGACAGUUUGACAGCCAGCCAGUCCUGGUAACACUGUUUCUUUCAUUUGACAACUUUUUUUUCCUGCUUACAAACUCCAUGUCGUAACACAAGUUUAAGAUGCCCUUACAGCAGGCAUUUUUUCACUCCUAUGAAUACAACCCUGUUGACCAUUUACCUCCUGACAAGUAUGUUACCUACUGAUGACCUCUGAAUGAGAUGUGUAGUAUGCUAGCUACUGCCGUCUAAGUCUGUCCAUCAAUAACUAACACAGCCAAGAAUGAAGUUGGUACAGCAUCAGAGAAAAACUUUGACAGCAGCCAUCUGUGAUUUUUAUUCUGUGUGCCGAAAGCAAGUUCAUAUCUAGUUUUCCUGGUUUGGGACUUUGGUCUAUUGAACAUCUGUUGGAUAAUUUCUUCUCAAAAGUGUUGUAGUUUGCAAAAGAGGUCUAACUUUGUCACCUGGUUCUAAGUCUAAUAACUCAGAUAUCUUAAAGCUCCUGUGAGCAAUUUGAUUUCUAAUGAAACAGAUGUGAACUAUCACUGAUGCCUCCCUAAGGGCUAAAAAAUCAAACAAAACCACCAAACAAAUCAUCAGAACAUAGAUGAGCUGUUUCUUUGUAGUUGUUUUGAAAGCCUGAAUUCACUGCCAAAGGGUAGGUGGCAAACAGCCAGUCAUUUUGCUCUUCAUAUUUUUCCUCAAAAAAACAAACAAACAUCAGAGUGACACAUUUCAUUGGUAAAAUAAUGUAAAUGGGGUGUUUUGUGAAAAAAAAAAACUACUCAAAACAUACCUUGAUUAAAAACCCUUUGAAAACUACUCUUUGAAUGAAGUUUAUCGCUAUCUCUACUUACACACUGACAGAAAAAGAUUGGCCAAAAGGUGGAGCAUACACGGGCACCAAAAUUUACACAAACCAAGGGAUCUUUACAGGAUCUUUACAUUAAUCUCAUAAAACUGCCUAAAUAUUAAAAAAAUUUUAUGACUGCUCUUUUCUUUUCCACUUUCUGACUUUGACCUGCAUCCUUUUAUGGUGAGAAAAUAAUGACUGCUCUUUUUUUGUGGCUGUAAAUGGUAGAAAGAUCCAGCUGAAUCCCUCCAGUUCUGUUUCUGAUGAAGGUAAUCAGAUUACAGCUUCAAUAUCCAGAGUGCAGACUUUAGUGCAGUAAAAUUGAAUUAUGGUUUAACCCCACUGAGUGAAAUUCUGUCUGCAGACUGCAGAAACUCUCGUUUUGUCGGAGCCAAAUUAACAUGCGCCAAAGCUGAAGGACCACUUUUACAAACAAAGGGUACACUUGACCUGUCUUUUUCACCCUGAAUAUCAUCCACUCAGACAUGAAAUACUGAAAGAGCAGGCUUUUUCUGAUGAAAACUCAUCAUUGCUGUUUGUCUCAUUACGUUUGUUAAUAUCACCUUUGAGUCAACACCAGCGGAACAAGAGUAAAUAAAAAGCUGCAUCAUGUGUUCUUUCUUCAAUCUUCAUAUUCAUCACAUGAUGAACACCUGACUGUUUACACUGAGCAGCAAAUGAGCAUUUGAGGUCUGUAAUAACGCCACUUUUACUCUGACCUUUUUCAUUUCAUAUGACUGUAAUGUUCACGUGUGUCAUCUCUGGAACAAAACCAAACAUCGCGUGUUGGAUCGGACUGACGUGUGCGCUGUGACUUUACAUUUUUUUGUUUGUGGGAACUCUGGAGCGAUUCUGUGCUGGUGCGAGUGUUUGCUCUGGUGCAUUAAUGACACUCAUAAAAGGGCUUUGGCCUGGAACAAUGCAGUGUUUGAAUAUGGCUGAUCAUGUGUUCAUGAGCCGCAUCAAGACCCCCCACCCGCUCCCCCCCCCCAACCCCUCUCUCUGCCUGCGCUACACACCCAUCCCCCAUUCUCAUGUUUACAUAUGUGUUUACAUUUUUAGCUCUUUUCAGCUCUCUCUAUACUCACGAAACAGCUCUUUUCACCGUUUACUUUGAAGUUUAUUUCAUUUUAUUACAUAGAGCAACCGUACAGAUAUAAAAACACAGCGCUCGCCAUUCAAGUCAAGCUGGUCGAAAGCAAGUUCAUACUAAUCUCCUUCAUGAGAGAAAACCACUUACGGACUCCUGAGAUUAAUGUGAAGUUGUGAAACUGGUCGCCCAACAUUUGGUUAAAGGGGAUUUAGUCUCAGUGUAAACGUGGUUUCUGCUACUUAUAGACGUAGAGAAAAAAAAACACACAAAGACUGUCAUUAAAUCAAACACGUAUUAUGCAAAGGAGGGGAUGGAAUGCAGUCUGUAACGUAGCUACAUGUCUUUAUUACACAACCCACACAGAUCUGCUCAUUUCAACCAGAAGGUACCUCUCAGCCUCUAGCUGAACAGUGAAAACAAAACUGAAACACCUAAAUAAGAAGGUAAUACGAAGGUCAUCAUCUGAAGCUCACGGUAUGAGGACAUGUUGCAGCUGCACUUGUCAAAAAGUUCAUCCUUGAACUUUUCGGAUCCUCCAAUUAAAAACCCAGAAGAUUCAGUUUCUCUUCUUCUGUCUUUAUAAAGUCAAAUCUUUGCGUUUCUUUUCAUCUGUCUAUAAAAACCUGAAACUCUCCCCCCAUCCUGCCUCCACUACUGCUACACACGCCUUUCUUUCAACUCUGACCCCUCCCGUGUUUGUGUGUGUGCGUAAGCCUGAUCUGGACAUGAUGAAGGUGAUUGGCAGGUGUAAGGGAGCAUGGAGACGAUACCACCGCUCCCCUCACAGUUUUGGUUUUCAGUUGCAAAGCCUCUAUUAUGUGCUAUGUGACACUUGUGUGCUGCUGGCUUGCUAACUGCCAUUUGCAUUAAGAGAGAAGUAGACCCCUCCCCCUCUCUUUCCCUUACACACACGCACACACACACACACAUGCACAGACACAUGUACACCCCCUCUUCCCUCUUACUGUAUUACCUUCCUCCUCAGCAGCUCUGCUUUGAUGGCUGCAGCAACAGGCUGCUCUUCGGUUACUGAUUAUUUGCAGAAUAAAACCUCUCUGUUUUGUGCGUCCCAAGCCUGUUUAUAAUUUCUCUGCAGACGUUCUGUCGCUGACCUACAUAUUCAGCUGGGUGGUAAAACUAUCAAACGGGGGCUUCGGUUAACUUUCUACAGUUGUCAUUUUUUCCUCUUAAGUCGUUUUGCUUCACAGAUCGGUUUAAACGUUUUUGUCUGUGGCUGUUUUUGACUUUUUUUGAUCAGGAGAAGUUUCAGUCGAGUUGUAAAACACUAAAACCCUUUUGAAUGUCAGUCACAUAGUCAGCUCUGGAGAUUUAAUGGCCUUUUUGUGUCAGGGUAUUUGGUAAAGGGGUGUGAUCUGGCUCCCAGCGUUACCAGUUGGCCCAGUUUCUGGUGGUUUAUCUCGUUUCUUGAAGUUUAUCUGAAUAGCAGAGCUUUAAUCCAGGAGGGGCCCCCUGCCCCAGCACAUACUAUAGAGGCCUACAAAAACCACACCCACCUCUGCCUGAUAAAGUCACUCUGUAUACGUGUUCAUGUGUGUAUAUAUGCUGUAUGUAUGUAUGUAUGUGUGUGUGUGUGCAUGGUUAGGGGCAGCAGGGGAGUUGUAAUGUACACAAGGGUUAUAUACAUGGAGCCGAGAGAGGGGAAGAGACAAACAGGAAGUGAGGGAAACUUAUACAAGAUGACUGACAGAUUGAAAGAAGAGCGAAAAAACUAAGAUAUAAAACUGGGGAAAAGAGGUGGAGGGGUGAAGAUGAGUGGAGAGAAAGCAUAUAGAUGUGGGUGGUUGUGGUCUUGCCGGUCAGACGGGAUCUUAGUUGAAGCAAACUGAAGCAUCAGACCCACAACAGCCAAUACUCUCCAUAAUGCAGCUGCUCCAUUACGGGCUUCUUUUCAAACCACAGGUCAACAUGUUUUGAAGACAGAGUAUUAUAUUAAGAGUGAUGUGUGUGUCACCACAACAAGCACACAUUAGCUUGUUUGGUUUGUUUUUCUCAUCCAUGCUGACAUUUCUUAUGCUUUUUAAUCAGAAUGGAUGUCCUUUCACUGUCUCAUACAGCGCUUACACAAUUUAGAAACUUUUGCCAGAUCUUCUUUAUCUGGAGUUGAAAGCAAUCAGACGUUAGUCUUGUAGAGCUGGAUCGAGUAUCAGCGACAGUGAAGCAGAUACUGAGCUGGCAUAGUGAGUACUGUCGUUAGCUAAGAAAAGAGGAGCGGGCCUGCUUUCAUGGGGGCAGUCUGUUUUGUGAUUUUAUCCCACAACUUUUUCUCAUUUUUAUUCAGGAGUUUUGACUUCUUUAACUUUUUUUGAUGAAUUUCAAAGCGAAGUUCUUCAAACUGAUUAAAAUUGAUACAUAUGCUCUUUAUAUUGUACAAAACCCAGCAAAAUCCUCGCUUAGAAGAACAACAGUUUCUAGAUUUUAAUUUUUAAGGCCUAUCACUGCUGCGAGGGGGUUGGUGUCAGAUCAGAUGGCUCAAGUAUCUGCCUUUUCUCACCCUUUUUACACAGCAAAUAGCACAACGGCUAAAAGGCUGGACAAGAUUUUGACAGAGAAAAUGUGUAAGAAAAUGUCAACAAAGGGAUGGGAGAGCGCAGUGAAAGGAGAGCCAAAAUCGACACAGACUUAAAGUUGCUCACAGUAUUUUUUAGGUUACAAAAAUUUGAUAAAGGUGAUCUAUUAGUACCUUUGGCCUAAACUUUCUUUCAUCUCGCUACACAACUUUUAUUAUCCUCUCAUUUAUGUUAGAAUUGAGACUAAACAAUAAGUCAAAGCAGAUGUUGUGAUGUGCAUAGAAAUAACAUCCUGCUUUCUUUUAGCUAUUAGAUAUAUCACCCAUUGUGAAUUUGUAUUGAAAUGCUAAACAAAGACACACACUGUGGUAUCAGGCAUAGAAACUUCCGUCAUGUCCUUGAUGGUCCUGCUUGCCGAUAGAAACUCCACACGGGAGCUUUGAGUAAAUAGAUUUAGUGACUGUGACAAUAUCGUUUCAAUAAUAAAUCAAUCAUUGGGCUGUAUUUGGGUAUAGGCUUAUUAUGACGCUCAUGUGAACAUGUUAUCCUGCUUUUAAACAACCUGUGAACACAAACCGUUCAGUAUCCUGAUGUGAGAUGUACCAGGAGCAAACAGGAUCUUUUUAUCCUGACCUCUGUUAUCUGUUCAGUUAUUACAAAAGUGGAGUCAAACAUUAGGGAACAUGGCUGCAGACCGAAACAGAGGUUCAAAUCUCUGAGGACUUCCGUUUGUCGGUACGAAGCAGGAUACAGUGUCUACAUCCAUGUUGAUAGUGAUCGGUGAAUAAGACUUGAAACUGGAUAUGCAUCUAUGUGAGGGAUCCACUGAACCCCAAAGACACUUUGCUUUAGAUUUACAGGUUCUUCACUCGGCAGGAAACAGUGAAAUAUAUCCACACACAGGCUUCUAUCAAUAUAAUGCUGCAGUAAUAUGUCUAAAUCACCGUGAAUGUGUCACCAUCACUGCAUCAAAGUCUCCGCUUAAACAGUUCAUUCAGUAUAAUUUCAUACGGUUGAUUUACUUAAAUACUUUCUUUCAUCUUUGCACCUAAAAUUUGCACAUCUACAUCUGAUCUGGGCGUAGCAGCGCUCCGAACACAUCACAAGGGGAAUAUUUGUUUAUUUGAUUGAGAGAGAAAGAGAGAGGGCAAAUAAAGCGACAUGGGGGGAAGGGAGUUAGGAGGGGUAAUUUCCAAGAUUUAUGGUGCGGCACUUCACGAAAUGCAUGCAUCCUGUAAUUAAAACUCCCCCUUUGCCUCCAGCAGGCCUGUACAUUAGCUGGCAUCCCCCCACCGCUCCCAUCCACCCAAACCCCCACAGACCCCACCCCUCUGUUCCCCUCCAGAUAAUAAGAUCUGAUGGCUGCGCGGUGUCGCUAAUGAGAGCUGAAUGCCGCAAUGAGGGACAGUCUGUUAGUGGUUAGAGGCCACAACUACUGUCACCAUCAUACCAGACUUCAGCUGGGCCGGCCUUUCAUUUGACUUUUCUCAGCGCAGUAUUCGCAUGAAGAAGUGAAGAAAAGCUAAAGGCGUGUCGCCCUGAUGGACCUCAGAAUUUUUCAGUUAGUCGCAAGAGUUGCAUAAUUGUGUUAUAUUUGGAACAUGUUAUGUGGCAAGAUGUCGGCCAUGUUGGGGUUGAGAUAAAGUGUCCUCAAGAUAAGAAACGUUGUCCAUCAGAAAAAGUUGUUUUAAGGUUCAUUUUUUUAGGAUAGCACCUCUUGUAACAAACUCAUAUUGAUAUUAGAUGGCGUAUUUUACUAUUAUAAUUAUUCUAAAUCAAGCUUCAUCUAGGGUUUCUUUUAUUGGUACGUAAACCGCACAUUGCACUUUGUUUCUGCGUUUUAUCUUAUGCACUCCGUUCAUGCAAAAAUACUGGUAUGACAGACAUAUGCUUUUCUUUUUACCUUCUAAAUCGUCUUUAAUGCUUUUUACCUCCUGAACUGUUUUUUAUGUAAAUGUAUUUUAUGUCAUUGAUUUUCUUUUUAUGAUGUAUGGCAGUGUUUUAAAAUGUCUGUGCCUGCUGCAACCUGAUUUGCCCAUUUUUGGGACAUAUAAAGUUGAAGUGAAGUGGAUAAAAUAGAAUUUGAUUGUACUUUUUUUUUUCCAUUAUAGGGUUUCAAGGGUUUGGCCCAAGUUUUUGUCAAAUAAUCAUGAGGUUCCAUUGAAUUUGUUUGGAGUUGUUGUGGUUACUGGUCAAAACAGGCCAUUUCAGCAGAACUUCUUGGACACUAAAUGAUUCACUCUUUCUCUUUAUGUCUUUCUCCGUACAGUUAGACUGAUGAAAUAAUCAGCAGGCGUACUCAUGAAAGAAGUGUGAGCGAUAUCAUGUUGCUGCAGACUGAUUUGCAUGUAACUGUUUUUCAGUUUUGUUGUUCCUUGGACUUUCAUUUCAUCUCUUGCAUGUCAAAGCUGAGUGUAAAGCAGCCGCUAUGAUGUUAAAGUGCCUAAAAGGAGGUCCACAGAUUCUUUGUUGAACGCAGAAAAGGUCUAAAGAUACAGUGAAGUCCGAUGCAUGGUUUCAGUUUACCAGCGAAUUAAUAAAAAGCUGUUGCUGAUCAUUUUUCUGUUGGAGAAAGAAAUCCUUUCACUCCAGCAUGAAACAAUUUCAUUUGGUGAGGUUAAAUCCUUUCUUUGGUGUGAUAUGAAAACGCUCGGCAGUAAAGCCUGAGGCUGAGCUGUGGCUCUGCCCGCAGGCUGGGGGCUGUUGUGUCUGUGCAGAAACAAUACGCUGCUUUUGUUUGGUGGUGCUCAGCUGCGCGCAACGUUUCACAACCUUUGCCAUUUUCAAUAAGAGAUUAUGAAACUGCCUGACCUCACACGUAUACCGCCUCGAUGUGAUAUGUGGUCGUCAAAUGUAGAGACCCAGAGCUAGAUAGUGGCUCUGAACCUCCGCUCGCCCUGCUAUAGUGGACUGUGUACUAGCCUGUAGAAUGUGACACUUAAUUAUAAGACCACCACCAACAUUAUUUUACUAUCACACUGGUAAACUAGGCUGGAAAAACAAGCACAGGCUCAAUGGCCUCUCUGUGCUCCCCCCUGAGUGGGCGCCCCACUUUUACUGCUAACUUUCCCCGAACUUUCCAGAGCCCGGGGCCCCGCCGCCGGCAGCUGGAGCCACAUCAGGAUCUCAUCAAGCCGGACUAGUCCUUAACAUUUCUUAAAGUUUUUCUCUGUGGCUGUCAUCUCCUCUUAUAAUCAACCAAUACAGAGCUCCUCACAGCAAAAAGAGACUGAUGUGCUCACAUGUUUUGGUGUUUCCCUGUCAGAUUUAUCACAACAGAUUCUGACAGCAGCUUCUCUUCUCAGGGAUAAAUUGUGGAUCAGAUUCAUUUAUGCCGACACAUUGGACUUUGAUUUUUUCAUGUUGGAUCUCAAAUAUUUGCUGUACCAUUGAAUAAAGUCAGACCUUGUUGCCUCAUCUCUCUCUCCUCUCUCUCUUUCCACAGCUGUAUGAACUGGACAGAGACCCAAAGAGAAAAGAGUUCCUGGACGACCUCUUCAGCUUCAUGCAAAAGAGAGGUACGGAGCUGUGUGAAACUAACAGAGUUUCCUCUGAACAAAUAUUUUCUUUUGAUUCAUUAGAAUACUUCUCCAUCCAUUUCUUUCCUUCUUCAAUCGCUUUAUUUCUGUGUCCUAGAAAGACUCAUUAGAGAGACUUAAUACCCGGUCCCCUCCUCCUCCCCUCAGAUCUUUCUGUGACAUUUGACACAGCACCUUCUUCUCAUCUUUCGCUCACUUGGGUGGGGUCUUUAUUCAUUUUGGAGAUGAUUGCUUUAUAGCCUAACAGCUCCUCGUCGUUCCCAGGCUAUAAGCAGAAAAGGACAUCGUGUCAUGUCCAGGAGUGGAUUAGUUUACCUUCCAGCGCUGCGGCUUGUCCACACAGCCAUGUUCUGGCUCCUAGCAAAUAAACACACACUCGCUUCCACACCCACUGGAGUAGCCAGCGUGCACACCUUCACUCAGUGACCCUCAGAGCUGCAAACUUAGCUGAAUAAACCUGCUUGUCCUCAUUCAGACAGCUCACUGUCACAUUUAGGCUAUUUUGAAUCUGAUAUUUAUUGAGAACACAGAAACCAAACAAUUCCAGCUGUUUCUUGUGUGAAAAAUGAAAAAGGGCCUCAUAAAUUUGCAAAACUUGAUCAGUUUUCGAAAGAAAUGGACUAAAGAUUAUUAUUAUUAUUUUUGAAUAGAGGCUUAAAGAGACAACAGACAUGCGCUCAAAACUGAAAAAGCAUCAUGUAAUGUUUACAGUGUCAGAGCCACCGGCAAUGGGCGGAUCUGCCGGGUCUGUUCUGAGGAUCUAUGAGCGCCAUCUGCAGGCCAUACUCCAAAAUCACUUAGAAAUGUGAAAAAUAAAAGAAUGCUGAAUGCACUUUCAAACAUUUAUCGAAUUUGUCUAACUUGUCUAAAGAAUUGACUUACUUUAAAUGAAAAGAAAGAAUCCCUGUGCUAUCAGGUUACCUGAUGUUUUAAGCAAAAAUGUAACCUUUAUUUGGUGUUUUGCCUGCUGAUACCUCACUCUGGAUACUGAUUCAGCCUCAAACAUGAGUUCUGCUGCCAAAAUGUUUAAAUGACUUAUUAAAGAUCAAACCUCUGUAGCUGAGGAUUUUGCUGCAUCAAGUUCAGAUCCAAACUACUUUUUUUUUCCAACAUAUUUUAUUAAGUUUUACAUAUAAGAAAAACAUACAAUUAACACUGCAGCAAUAGCAAUGAUGUAUAAAUGUACUAUACAACAAAACUAUAGAAAAAUUGAAAGAGAAAAAUAAGUGAUUAAAGAUAAAAAUAAUUUUAAAAUAAUAGUAAUACAAGUAAAACAUUAUUAACAGAAAUAAAACUUAAAUAGAUAAUAAUAAUAAUAAUAAUAAAUAAAAUUCCAAAAAAGGUUUCCAUACUGUAACAAACUGUUUUCUUUUCCCUUUCCCUUUCCAACGCAAGAUAUGUUGCUAUCUCCUUCAACCAUAACUUUACAGACGGCAACUGAAUAUUUUUCCAGAAAAGAGCGAUCAGUCUUCUAGCUUGUAGAAGCCCCAAAUCAGUCAAUACUGAUUGUUUAGAGUUGACAACUACAUUUUCAGGGUAUAUACCCAGGAUACAGAGCAGAUCCAAACUACUUUAUUAAAACUUAAGCAGGUUUAUGAGCAUGUUUGUUUUUAGUCAGCCAUCUUGAUUAUUUUUCUAAUGUUCUUAUUGGAUGUUUAAUAUUCAGCCUGUUUACUUUUGCCACAGGCUGUCUCUGUGCAGGAAGCUACAUGCUGUCUACUUCAAAAGAAGUUUCCUGCAUUGCCAUGUUUUCUUACACUGUGUUGACCUUCUUCCUUUGUGUUUGUGUGUGUGUGUUUGUGCGCAUCUGUCUGUGUGUCACUCCAGGAACCCCUGUGAAUCGUAUUCCCAUCAUGGCCAAGCAGGUCCUGGAUCUGUACAUGCUCUACAGGCUGGUGACGGAGAAGGGCGGCCUGGUGGAGGUCAUCAACAAGAAACUGUGGAGGGAGAUCACCAAGGGACUCAACCUGCCUACCUCAAUCACCAGUGCAGCCUUCACCCUCCGCACACAGUCAGUACACACACACAUACACACACACACACACGUACAGAUUUUGUUACUUAAAUCCUGAGAGACAAAACUGAUAAUACUGCCCAGUGUUUCAAACAUUUAGAGCUGCUUUCUGUCAGGUUUGCAUGUGAACGGGUGUAAUUCCUAUUUCAGCUGACUACAUGCUUUCAGUCGAGGUUUGCUGCUCUAUAAAUCUUUAUCUAACGAGAGAGAAACUCGUAUUUUAAGUCUUAUCUCCAAAAGUAUUUCCUUUUUCAGUGAGAGUUGUGGUCCAGCACUACAAGUCUCGCAGGCUUGAGAUCUACUUAAAAAGCUUUACCGGAACCUUUGACUCAAAAACUACAUUUACAAAUCAUGAAUGUCUAAAAUGUAGAACCAUUCAUGUGGCAACUUUUGGUUUUAUUUCAGCGAGUAUGGGUGAAACUCCCAGAACAAAAGCGCCUACUCCUCCCACAAUUACCUUCUCACACUGUGACAUACUUCUCAUCAUGAGACACUGAUCUUAAUCAGAAAGUUUGUGGAAUGCCCCUUUAAGUUAAAAAGAACAACUUUAUGCAGUUUGUAGUUUAGUGUGACGUUUACAUUUUUAAUCAGUGAGGAAAUCCCCGUAAACACAAAAUGUUAGAAAAUAAAAACUCUGUGUUUUCUCUGCAGAUACAUGAAGUACCUGUACCCGUAUGAAUGUGAUAAGAGGGGUCUGAGCAACCCCAAUGAGCUUCAGGCAGCCAUCGACAGUAACCGACGAGAGGGUCGGCGUCAGAGCUUCGGCAGCUCCCUCUUCACAUACUCACCCAACGGGACGCCCACCAUGCUCUCCUCACCCAAACUUCCCACCUCCACUGUGGGCCUGACUGUGGGCACCAACGGGGCUUCGCUGACCCCCAUUCAGAAGAUCAAGAAAGGUGAAAUGUCCUUAUUUAGUUAUCUCUUCCAACAAAUUAGAUUACAUUUCUUACGUUUUUCAGGCUGUGUGCCUUUUUUAUUGAUAGGCGAGCUGAAGGGAGUCAGGGACUGUGGGGAGUAGAGAGUGGGGAUGAAAUAUGCAGCAAAGGGUCAUGGCUGGGAGUCAAACCAGUGACCGCUGCAAGAAGGACCACAGCCUCUGUACAUGGGACGGGCACUUAAACCACUUGGCCAACUGCUGCCCUGAAAAAAAGCAUUUUUGACUGAGAUUUCCCCCUCUGUUGUCUCUGGUCAGAAGAGGAGGGAGGCCAGCCGCUGCCGGGUAUUGGCAUGGCUCGUCUGUCGGCAGGUGCUUUGGCGGGACACUCUGUGGCUGCUGUGCAGGCGGCGGCAGCAGCUCAGGCAGCGAUGGCGGCUCAGGUUGCUCAGGUGGCCGCUCUGGAGCAGCUGAGGGACAAACUAGAAGCGGGCGAGCCACCGGAGAAGAAGAUGGCGCUGCCGGCAGAGGAGCACCACCGGCUGCUGCAGAGAGCGCUGCAACACAACCUGCUGGCCAUGACUGCUCAGAUACCUAUGAACAUCCGCAUCAAUAACCAAGGUACAACGCAGAAAGAUGUACCUGAUAUUACAAGAUGAAAAUAAACAAUAAACAUCUCCUGAUUCCCUGAAAGUCAAAUUUAACACGAAAGACAGUCAGUAUUGUCACCACAUAGUUUCUUAAUAGUUUUUCGGGAACUUAACUUCCUUGGUUAGAUAAAAGUCAUCCACGAACACAAUUUUAAUGUUCUUUUUAUUUAAUUUCUAAUCAUUUUUAAGAAUUAAGCUCCCAUGUUUGCCUGUUUUAAGUCUCAUCAGAUUGGAAAAGGAUAAUAAGGCUCAAUAGAAAUCAAUAUGUGAAUAUAAUCUGCUUAAAAUACAGCAAUAACCCUCAGUGAUCGAUGACAUGAAGGGACUGGAAAUCCUAAUUCAUGUAUUUGGUCGGUCAGCACUAGGGCUGCUCUCACUGAGGGAUUUACCUGCCUUUCAUAAGACAUCAGAUCAGACCGUCAAAAGUCCCUACUUUAGAUUCUCUGCCCGAAACUUGACUUUCCCAAAAUCCCUGUCAGUUUAAAAGAAGACAGAUUUUUGCACAUGAAUAUUCUUACGUCAGAUUUGCAUAGGGAAUAAACGUUUACUUUAUUACUUCACUAGAAAUUUGACACAAACUGGGUUUCCCACUUUGUCACCGCUCCUGACAGUUACAGUAACGUCAUUCUUGAUAUCUUGCCACAAACCGCUGCUCCCAGCACUGAGGAAGUUCACUCAUAGCGGGCCUAUAUGCUGACCUGUCGAGCCUAUAUUCAUGCAUAUAGUUCUUGUCUGCGUUUAUAUGUGGGGGGAUCCCCCUUCUGCUGGUGGUACUUUGAUCCUAUAGCAUUUGUCUGUUAUCUGAUAAAACAUGCAAACUGUUUCUCAGUACUGACAAUUCUGGGACUUCAGGGAAACAGUGAACGUUUUUUUGUAAAUUUACAUGGAGAGUUUUUCAUGCCCUCCAUGUUGAGGCACAAAAUAUGUACAACAAAAACUGAAAUAGUUCAUGAUGCAAAUAUGAGUAGAAAAAAGAUUUCACAUUAGAAAACAAAAGCAGUAUUAAAGUUAAUCAGUAUGUAAUCACCAAUACUGUAACAAUAAACUGAUAUUUGUAUGUUACUAAAAGAGUUUUACCUUUUUAAUUUCCAGAUGUGUUACUUUAUUGUAGUUUUUUAGGGAUUGAAUUCUCUGGAAAAAACGUCUUCUUUUUUCAAAACUGAACUCCAGAUUGAUGUUUGAUUGAUAUUUAAAUAAAAAUUCAACCCAAUGGAUUUACAGAGCGGAAGAGAGCAGUUCUCAUCAAAACAACCCAAUUAACUCGGCUUAAAUAUGUCUAUUUAUAAUCAUUAAUCUAAGGCUUUCAUUAGCUCGUAAGAUAUCAGCUCCCAGACUCUUAAGAUAAAGGCACCAGAAAGACUAAAGCAACUGUGUUUUUGUAUCCUGUAAAAAAAAAUUGGACAUUAUGUUGAUUUUUAUUUUCAGAAGUGUUCAGGUGUUUUCUGUCAGCAGUGAUUUUGUAGGAAAUCUUGGAUUUGUUCUUGAAAUUCAGUUUUUGACUGAUGUUUCUUGUCCACUCUUCAUAAAUCUAAAAUGUAAGUGAAUGUUAACACCUUUGUUAUUGGUCCUUUUUUUACAGACAGCAGGCAGGACUCGGCCCUGAACCUCACCACCAACGGCACAGGCAGCAUCAGCAUGUCAGUGGAGCUCAACGGAGUGGUUUACACUGGUGAGUAUCGCUGACUUAUAAACUUUAAAUUUGUACACAGCUGCGUUGAGUUUCAUGUCCUUUUUUAUGUCCAGUGUAUCAAACAGGAAGCAAACGCAAACAGAUGCUUGGCUUAGACUGGAGCUGUGACAUCUGAGGAAACUGUUGGCUUUGACUCCUCUUAAGCAAAUAAAUCUGCCAGCUAACAACUUCAACAUCAAUUAUAAGCAUGUUUUGCUUAUCUUGUCUUUUCACUGUACUCAAACAAGUCUGUGGUUUUAGGAGGAGUUACAGGGUGUAAUUAUUUUAUGACUGCUGCAUAACAGCCAGGUGUGGUGACACCACAGACCUGAUGACAGUGUGUUGGAUUUGCUUCCACUGAGAGAGUAAUUAAACUGGAUGUCACUUAUCAAACUUCCUGUGCAGCCACCAGAGUCCAGACAGAGAAAGAAAAAAAUGAUUUAAAAAGCCGCCUUCAAAUACUUCAGAGUAUUAAUAAACUCAACCUUAUUUGUAUUGCACCCUUCGUAUAAACACAUACUGACAGUGAUUGACAUUAAUGAAAUAAAAAACUUCAUAAAGUCAGUAAGCUGAAAUAAAUUAAAUAGAGAAAAGGCCAUUAACUACAAAUACCUACAGUGAAUAAGACAAAAAGGCACCUUUGACAGAAAGAUGUCUUAGGAUAAUCAGAUCUUUAUUUUGUUGAGCCAAAUUAUUACAAAAAUGCUGCAAUACGCAAUUUUAAGGUUCAAUCGAUAGUUUGCAUGCUGUGAUUUUAGCUGACUGUUACUGCUGGUCCUCAGGCUUGGUGCCAGGUCAGACUUUUCCUUUCUCUGCUCCACCUCCUUAACAAUCUCCCCUUUACAAACUCUCUGUAAGAACUUAUCUUAAAACAUCCCAGAGCCAAGCUAACUGUUUCCAUCAUCAUUCAGCCUUUAAGUACGAUGGAUCCAUAUUUGUGCAAAAACAACAUUUUUUUGUGUCCAAAAUUGCAAACUGUGCAAUAGCGUACGUAUUAUUUUUUGUGUACAGUUCAGCAACAUUUGAGUGUUUUCUCCCCUCUCUCCCUCAUCCCUCUUUGGACAUGAUUGCCAGUGGUUACUUUGGUAGACUGUAGCAAAUGUAACAAUGUGUGUACACGAGUGAUAAGACCAUUAAUCUAAUUUUGACUAAAAAAAAAUCACAGGUAGCGAACAGUCUGUACUAAAAUAACACUUAUUACUCAAAUAGAAGCGUUAUUGAUGCCACAGCAGAGCUGCUUUUUCAUUAAGAAUAAGAAGAACUUUAUUGAUCCCAGAAGGGAAAUUCAACUGUCUGUUGUCUCACUCAAUAUGUCUCUAAAAGUUAUCUAUUUACACAAGUUAUAAAUUGCCAGGCCAGACUUUUCCUUUCUCUGCUCCACCUCCUUAACAAUCUCCUUUUUCCAAACUACAUUAGAAUCUAAACAUUAGUCUGUUUUAUUGUAUGCUUUCGUAGUAUAAUAUUUCCUUGUAAAUAGUGUACAUUUCGCAUACCAUAGGGUUACAUUGUACAAGUAUGGUGUUAUGACUGCAGCUGCUGUCUUUUCUCUUAUAGAAUAAAAAUCAAAAGGGUCCCUUCUAACAUCUGUGUUUUUCUGUCUUGUGUCAUUUUUCUAUCUAGGCGUCCUUUUUGCUCAGGCAGCAGGAGGUUCUGUCUUCUCAGGUGCGUCUGGAUCGUCCGUCUCCAACAAGACGGCCAGCAGUCGUGCCGCUCCUCAGCAGCAGCAGCAGCAGCAGCAGCAGCAGACCACACCUACCUCAACCUCAACCUCCAGCAACUCAUUGUCUUAACAAAACCCCUGCCUUUACCCUUUAUUAUUAUUAUUAUUAUUAUUAUUUUUUAAUACCACGCUAAGCAAAGCCAAAAAGCAACCUCAUUUUCUACACAAUCUAUGCCAAAAAGAGAAGAACCGCAAACCUUAACACAAAGACAAAAAACUGAAAGUCAGAUCACUUGAAGUACACUAUCUCAGGUUUUCGCUCACCAACUCACCUCUUUUGUUCUUCACAGCCAAAAAGAUCUCAGAAAACAGAAAAAUGUCUCAACUGAGAGCCAGUAUAUGCUAAACAAAUAUGUAUGCACAACCUGUGAAUUAUUUAUUUCUGCAUAAAUGUACAGAUUAAUGGAGAACAAAAGAGAAGGUAAUAACUAGGAAGGGUAAUGCACUGUUUACACACACACAAACACAGCUACUGAUGGACAGCGAUGUUUUAUCCUCGAGGGGAGAGAUAUUUCUAUUUUAUUUUAUCUUUUCAUUGUCAUUAUUAUCAUUAUUGUUAUUCUCUUUAUUGUGUUUAUCAAUUAAAUCUUUAACCAUCCUCUCACUGCAGGAAAAAAAUCUAUAUAUUUAGAAUUCUAUAAAAAAAAAGAAAAUAUGAAUAUCUUCUAUUUUUAAUCAGAAAAGCUUUAAAGGUAUAUGUUUUUUUUUUUCUUCAGGGCAUAUUACAAUGUACCAUUGUGACCUCAAUAUGUGUAAAACCGUAUAACCUUAUUCACGUGGCAGCCAUUUUGGAUCUGUGUGUAGAGGCGAGUCUGGGGUCGUAUCAGUAUAGCAGAUUCUCCAGUGAAACUCAAAUGUAAUAGAACUGGAGCUUGUGGAUCUGCCCGCAUAUUGAUCGACUUGGUGACACAUUUAAUCCAUAUUGAUUGCUGCCAGAGUAAGGAGUAGCUCAUUAGCUUGAAUGCUACGUAGCUGCUUUGUUCAAGUUGUUGUCGUUGUUGUUGUUGUGGUUCUUCUUCCUGAGACAGCUGGCUAAAUUUGACCUUAAAAGUCCUCUCCUGUUUGUUGACGUUUGGCCAGUUGAAUGCGUAUCCAUGCCAAUCUUACACGUAGUUUGUCAAGCUUCAUGUUCGAAAAGGCUUUUCGUAAGAGAAGAAUCAGCUGUGUAGGUGAAAAUGAGCUAAAGCCUUUCCUGAGGGUUUCUAUACCCUCACUGGACUCUGAGCAUCAGCGAUGUUCACGCCGACUGCUCCUGUUGUGAAUAACACACAAUUUUGAUUGUUCUCAGGUGUCUGUCUGCUCAUCUCUUGGUUAGAGCAGUGCUUUUCAACAUCUUUCUCUGCAGAAAGAUCAAUAUUUAUUUGUUUUCUAACUUGGCCUUCUCGUGGAGUGAUUGUCUUAAGGUCACAUGCAUGCCCGUAUUUGUACAUAGAGCCCUUCAAGAGUGAAGCAGGACAGGUGUAAUUUCCUGUCUUAAAUUCACAAGAGAUGUUCACCCACUCAACCAAUCAAUGUGGAGACUCUCUGGUGGACAAUCAGGUUUUCAGGAGAUGCUUUCUGAGCUUCAGAGGGAAAUUUCCUUGACAGUUAAAUCAGCUCAUAUCUGCCGUUUUUGUGUUUUUGUAUCAUAGAUUACAGAUGCUUUAAUUUUUGUUUCAGCUUUGUGUUUUGCAUGACUUAGUGCUUCUUCUUAUACAAGUGCUUGUUAUCCCGAGCUGCGACAAGGACAGCGGCUCCUUGAGAACAGCUUGCCACCGGUCGAGGAUGUAACAGAGAAUGUCUUUGGACUGUUUUUAGAUGUUUUACAGUGUGAGCUCAAAGUGAAUCAGCAGUUUAAGAUUUAUUGAAAGUGAAAUCGGCCACAGAGGAGAUACCAUAUCAUUCAUAUGUAGAAGUGCAUUUUGAAGCAGAUCAAUCAUUGAGCUUUUUGAACUUUAACCUGUGUUACCUCUCUGGACUGUUGGCUGUUAAAGAUUGUUACCCACCCCUGACCCCACCGCUACACAAAGCAGCCUCAUUCCUACUCACAUUAGGAAGUAAAUCAGGCUUUGUGUACGGGUCCUGUUCUAAGGCCUUAACUCAGCAACAGAUUCCCAAAGCGCAAGCAGUACCUCCGUCGAAUCACUCUUUACUGUUCCAGUCAAAUAUCACCAGAUGGCUGCUGUGGCUUUGAUUCUGGACUCACCUCUCAGUGGGGAUCCCCAAGGCUACUCCACAAACAGUACUCAGCUUUAAAAGUCCUUUUCCUUUUUACUCAGACGGUCUCAUUCAAACUCUCAGUCAAAGACACACACGGUCAUUAGAUGCUGCUCUUAUACUUCAGAAAAACAGCAAAAGGAAACUAUUCAGAGAGGAGCUUUGGUUGGAUUUAAGAAAAAACAAAGUUGAUGUCCAAGAUUUCAGCAUUUGGGUCGCAUCCUGAUGAAACUAACACAAAAUAUUUUUGUCCAUGAAGACAAAAUCCAAGAAAUUUUGGUAAUAAAAUUGGAAAAUAAUCAGCACACCCUGUAAUUUUUAGCUCAUGAAGUUUUCUGCCUUUAUUCAUCGAGAAAUUAAACAUAAGGUAUAAGGUUUACUCAAUUCUAAUCUAAGGUAUGAGUCUCUACAGUAAUGAUGUACACAUGCUAUUCAAAAUACGCUGACGUAUUUAGGAUCCAGCUUUGACAAAAAGACCAAAAGAAACCAACUUCUUUCAGAUCCAUUUACUUCUCAGGGCUUUGUUCCUCAUUGAUUCCUGUGUCUGAGAUGCUGCUGUAAAUUUAAUAUAUUGCUAAAGGCAGUGUGUUUUUGCCUCUGAGAUGCAGCAGCUCUCCUUCUGCACGAGCAGCAGAUGUCACAGUUGCUGGUAAAGGCUGACAAUCAAACAGAGACCUGCUGCAACUGCAAGCAUUAGUUUGACGGGGGAGAGCUGCUAGAGAUAGCUAAAUUAAAUCAAUACUGAUCCAAAGGAUCAACACAGCUUUUCUUAGAUCUGACCCUGUGACCUUUUGGCCCAUGAGGCAACACUGAAGCACCUGCCCCCCUCAAUAGAUCCAUGUUUAUCGUAUAUCCAUCGAUCAGCUCAGAGAGAUAUUUGCAUUUGAACAGCGGAGGUACUGCAGCUCGCUCUCUUACAGUAUGUGCAUUUUCAGGGAAGGUUGGCAUCUUGUUAAUUCUGCGUUAGGGACAAUCACAAGACGUUAUGACAACACUGUAUACCUCCAAACACACUCUAACAUCCCCCCAACCAUUGUCAAAGCCCUGUUUCUACCUCAAGAGAUUAAGCUUUUUGUAGAUUUCUUUGCUCUGGCCCUCACAAAGGCGCUUUUUGAAGGUUAAGAAAAAAGUUUGCAGGGACUUCACUCCGACUGCGAGUGAAAAGACAAUCAGACAUCAGCUUUAAAGUGUAACCUUCAAGCAAUCUCAGCGGUGGAAGUGGAACAAAGGAUGGCAAUGAAGUUGCUGUUUCAGCUCAAGAAUUAACCUCUUUACUGAGAGCUCCCCCCAGUGGAAGGUUUUGUUAUUACGCACAGUCAGUUUUGAUUUUCUGAAAGUCACAUUUUCAGUGUUCUUAUCCUGAUUUUUUUCUUUAAAUGUUUCCAGUUUUCUUUUUCCUGUUAAGGCCACAAAUCUCCAGGAAUAGUAUGGAGAUCAUUAUAGGGCAGUGGAACAUACAACUGGAAGCAGACUCUUCUUUAACCCCAAAGGUUUAUGUUCAUUUUUAAAACCUAGUAAAACAGUCAAUAAUGAAAUGUCAUGUAAUGGUCAGGUAUGUUCCUUCUUAUCAGGGGUUGCUGAUAUUUGAAGUUGGAACAAGCAGCUGUGAAAACGGUGUCAGUUUUUUGUUCAGUUUUGUAAAUGCUGACAGCUGCAUUUAUAUGUCUUCUUUGUGCUGCUUUAAUUCAUAAUACAUAAUAACAGUGGUGUAACAAUAGACAGUGCUGGAACAAGAUUUUCUGUCAGCAGAUUCUCUUAUUUUUAUGUGCAGUUAAGAAGCUGGGACUAUUUCACCCUGCUUUUUCUGGUGCAAUCAAAUGCUGUUGUACAGAUCAUAACAAGAACUUAGCUGGGCUAAUUUACCACACUUUUGUUAAAUGCAAAAGUUCUUUAGUUUUCUGGUUUGUUUUAUAGACUAUAGGUCAUGGCAGUAAAAAAAAAGCUUUGAAGGAGGCUAUCGGAGCUUCCAGGCUGCACAAACUGUCUCACUUUUUGUCACCACAGAGGAAAGAUAAAGGAAAUAUUGCAACUUUUAUUCCCACCAAGGCUGUAGCUCAAAGAACCUCCCCAUAAAACAGAGAAUUGACUGACUCUUGCUCCCUCAUGUUGAUGGUGUGGAAACUUAGCUGGAAGAUUUAGAGUAAGGGUGCAUGCAGGCUUUUGACUGGACUUCACUGUUGAAUUUACCUCUAUCAGGUGGACUGUAGACGAGAAUAAUGAUGAGAAAUGACUAGAUGCCUUCUGCUGUGACAAUGGUUGUAUGAAUUAACCUUUAUUACUAAGAUUCAUUAACUAGAAUAUUCUGAAAUAUGGCUUUUUAGGGCUGUGAAUUGUAUCAUAUUCACAUAUGUUUUAUUGCUUUUUCUUUGCUUUUUUCCCCCCUGAACUUGCUGUAGCAUCCCCAGCACACAGAGAUUAUACAUUUAGAGCAGAUUUAUGAACAUAGCAAUGAUGAUGACGAUGAUGAUGAUGAUGUGAUUUUUUUGGGGACGCCUGUGUGUGUGUGUGUGUGUGUGCGUGUGUGAGUGCGUGCGUGCGUGCGUGUGUGUGUGUGUGUGUGUGUGUGUGUGUGUGUGAGGGGGGGGGCUUCACGUGUCUUCAAGUUAACUUCAGAACUGAAACAAGACUCUUGUCUUUUACAACUUCUCAGGAAAAUCUACCUCUACCUCCAGUUUGAUGCAUUUAACCCAGGAAGGGCUCACGUUACAGUUCAGCAGGUACACAGAGAGAGAGGUGACGGUGGGCGCCACGCAGAGUCCAAAAUGAACCUCGACAUCGCUCCAAAGUGCUUUAGAUUAGCUGUGAUUUCAUGAACACACACACGAGAUUGUACUGAAAAGGAGUAAUGUGUGGUGUUUUUAUCACUGUCAAAGAUGUAUUUGUCGAACCUGAAGGUGCAGGCUGAGAGGUUCAUUUUGGACACUCUGGCUUUUCGUUUUCUCUGUCUGUGUUGCAGGUUUGUAACGCUCCUGCUGUUAAGUUUAUAUGAGCAUCAACAACAGGGAACCUUCAGCUCAACUACUACUAGUACUUCAACAAGUACUGCCGCUAGUACCACUGUUAGUACUGCGACUUUUAUUUUCACUCUGUUCUAUUAAUGUGUGCUUAUUCCUCCUUUUUUCUAUAAAUGAUUAAAAAUUUUUGAUGAAUGGGAUGUUUCCCGAUAACCACAGGAACAGUGAAGUGGCAGCGGGCAAUGCAACUGUUUAUUUUUAUUUUAUUUUUCUUUGUUUUUGAAGGGUGGAGAGCUAUUCUUUCCUAUUUACUCAACAUGUGUUUGUGUGAAUACUUUUAUUUGAAUCUGAAAUUAAUAAAAUAUCACCUUUCUUAAAUGUCA
Messenger RNA from Xyrichtys novacula (pearly razorfish), 46109 nucleotides. The record is from the annotation of a GenBank genome assembly. NCBI's taxonomy places the organism in Eukaryota, Metazoa, Chordata, Actinopteri, Labriformes, Labridae.